AUGGCCGCCGCAAUGCGCACUUGCGCUGAGCCGCAAGGACCGCAGGACAGAACGGUACCCGGUAAAAGGAAGGAGCCUCAGACCUUAGGCUACAACAAAGCAACAGAAACAGUCGGAAAAUAAACAAACCAACUAAAUGUCUGAGGGGAGGGGGCUGGGGGGUGAGAGAGAGAGGGAGGUUGCAGGGAGUGAGAAAGGAAAAGGAGCAACAAUGCUCCUAUAAGGAGAAAAUAAAAUGGGAUAAAAAACAGUGGAAAGAAAACAGUAAUAUAAUAUAUAUAAAUACAGUAAUUACAAAUUGUCCGAAUUAAGACGGAGAUAUGAAAAAUUGAACUUACCUGAGGAGGCAGCAGCAAGGAAAGAGGAGUGGCUUAAGGUCACAUGGGGCAUUAUUGUGCUAGGAACACUCUCAUUGGAUAACAUGUUAUAUGUGGUUAACCCUCUAGGGUACAUGCUAUUUUGUUUUACUUUGAAUAUCUACAAUAUUCUUUCUUUGCUGCUGAGGAAUAAAGAAAGAGAUUAAGCAUAACAUGAGCCUCCGUGUCCUUUAUUAAAAUUGGCGAUUUUCUUCUACUUAAUCCACCAUAGUAUAAUUGUGCCUUCUCUAUGAACUCAAUUUGUUUUCUGGGAUGAAUCAGAAAUAAUGUCACUUCUCGUGCAAUGUACUGUUCUUGACAGGAGUGUGCAUGUUUAUAAUAGUGUGAGUAUAUUUGAAUGUAUUUAUUAAUUUGAAUGUGUUUUUUUAUGUAUAUCUAUCUAUCUAUCUAUCCAUCCUUCUAUCUAUCUUUCCUGGAAGAUCUUAUAGUAGCAGUGUAAUCAAAUGAAAUCUAGCCAUUUACUAGACAUGUGGGUAGUGAACUAAUAUACAAUAUAACAGUCUUCAGUCAUGGGAAAAGAAAGUACACCUUCUUUGAAUUCUUUGAUUUUAUAUAUAAGGACAUAUUAACAAUCAUCUGUUCGAUAGCAAGUCUUAAAAUUAGGUAAACACAACCUCAGAUGAACAACAAUGCAUGACAUAUUACACCAUAUCAUGAUUUAUUUAACAAUAAUAAAGCCAAAAUGGAAAGCUAUGUGUGAAAAAGGUAUACCUUACUGCUUCCAUAGGAAUUAAGAGGCUACGUAGCAGACAGGUGCUGCUAAUCAAAUGUCCUUGAUUAAUUGAUCAUCGGCAAAUUUAACGACCACUAUAAAAGCCAAAGUUUUAGUAGCUUGCUGGUCUGGAGCAUUCAGGUGUGUGUUAACACAAUGCCAAGGAGGAAAGACAUCAGCAAUGAACUUAGAGAAGCAAUUCUUGCUGCCCAUCAAAGGAACGGUUAUAAGUCCAUUUCCAAACAACUCAAAGUCCAUCAUUUUAAAGUGAGAAAGAUUAUUCAAAAGUGGAAAACAUUCAAGACAGUUGCCAAUCUUCCCAGGAGUGGACGUCCCAGCAAAUUCAUCCCAAGGUCAGACCCUGCAAGGCUCAGAUAAAUUACAAAAAAAACAAGAGUUACAUCUCAGACUCUACAGGCAUGUUAAAUGUUCAUGACAGCACAAUUAGAAAAAGACUGAAAAAGUAUGGUUUGUUUGGAAGGGUUGCCAAGGGAAAGCUAAGGCUUAGGUUUACAAAGUUGCAGCUAAACAAACCGCAAGAAACAAUGUCAUUUGGACAGAAAUGGAGAUGUUUGGCCAUAAUGCGCAGCACCAUGAUUUGCAAAAACCAAACACAGCAUAUUAGCACAAACACCUCAUACCAACUGUCAAGCAUGGUGGUGGAAGGGUGAUAAUUGGGGCUUGUUUUGCAGCCACAGGACCUGGGAACCUUGCAGUCGUUGAGCUGACCAUGAACUCUUCUGUACACCAAAGUAUUCUAGAGUAAAAUGUUAGGCCAUCUAAAGCUUGGCCAAAACUGGGCCAUGCAACAGGACAAUGAUCCCAAGCACACCAGCAAAUCUAGAACAGAAUAGCUGAAAAAGAAAAUAAUCAAGGUGUUGCAAGGCAUCUUAAGGUGUUUUUGUUUUUCACACAUGGCUUCUCCAUUUUGGCUUUAUUCUUGGUAAAUAAACCAUGAUACAAUGUAAUAUGUCAUGUGUUGUUGUUCAUCCGAGGUUGUAUUUACCUCAUUUUAAGACCUGUUAAGGAACAGAUGAUUGUUAUAAUGUGCUGAUAUGUAAAACCAUAAAAGUCAAAAAGGAAAACUUUUUCCUUUGUACUUCAAUAAAAUAUAUAUAUAUUCCAUGUUAGGUACAGAUACACUUUUAGAGAGGUUGAGAGAAAUCUAAUAAGCUAUGCUUUCAUGUUUUGGUUUACAUAGCUCUGUUUUGGGUCUAUCACAGGUGGACAAUGCACAUAAAAAAUAUUUAUCAUACAAAAAAAUGGGAAUUUGAUAAACUAUAGCUUUUAUUGAUCUAAUUUUAUUGAGUAAAUUAAAUUUCCUUACAUAUAUUUCAAUUUCUUAUAAUUAUAAUUUACUUACUAAUUAAUAAAAGUUAUAUUUUAUCGAAUUCUCCUACACCACUUCUUUUUUUUAUAGUUAAUUUUGAUGGUACUAUAUUUAUAGCUAAUUUUCUGCCCUUGAACCAUUAAAACCAUCUGUUCUGUUUUAUAUUUUUUUGUGACAGGUUUGAUUGAUAUUACAAGUGAAUCUGAAUUUGAUGGAAUUUACUCCCAGACAUCAAACUUUGAUCCAACAUAUGACCCUAGUAAUAUGGAUGAAAAGCUACUUUUCAUGGACUACGCUGAUAGCAUGACAAUAAAGAUGACUUGUUUCACUGUUCAAGUCCAGCGACUUAAAAACCUCUUUGUGUAUGAGGGAUCUUAUCUUCUCUCUAAUGUAAUAAAACUCACAGAGGAAUUCCUUGACCCUGUAGUGUACCAGCGACUCCAGCAAAGACUUUCUGAACAUCAAAAGUUGGUGAAAGGGAAUCUUGAGAAGAAACUGGAAAUACGCAAAAAUAUUGCAUAUCUAAAACUGAUCAGCUUCCUUGUUCCUUUUCUUCUGGGACUGAAAAAACAGCUGAAAGUACCAGAUUUAAGUUGUCUCCUGCAACCUUUUUCAGGUGUGUAAAAUGCAAUAGACUACUAGACUGUACCUAGAGAUUUCCAAAGAGAUUUGGACUUGAUUGAUAAUUAUGAGGUCCUAAUAAGAGAAAAUAUAGGUACCCUUGUUAUCAGUCCCUGUUUCCGCCCACAUAGGACAUCUUUUCCAUAUUUUUGCAGCCUGCUACAGAAUUAAGUAUCGAAUUGAGGUGACAUGUGAAGCUGUGUUUCAUUCAGAGUGUUUAGUGGUGUCACUCAAAAUCUUCUCCUGGAAGCUGUUGCAAACAUGUAUUUACCUCAAUAGACAGAUUAUUUUCUCCAAAAGGUUGGGAGAGACUAAUUUCAACAGGUUAUGGUAUUUAGAAUGCUCCGUUAAGAAAAGAAAACAGGAGUUGUUUUUUUUUUUUGUUUUGCAGAUGAUAAAGUCAAGACUGAAAGGGAACUUCCCCCACUCAUGCUAGGACAAGAUUUUAAGUGCCAACACUUUAGGUACCCACCAAAUACGUUCUUUCACCUCCAUGGGGGAAUUGAGCUUGAUCUGGGAACUCCUUCACUUGAACCUGUAUCUGAAGAAAUUAAGGUUUGACACGCAUAUUUUUAUGGAUUAUUUAUAUUAUGAUGCCUUGCAUUUAAUAAAAUGUGCACUAUUAAAUUAGUUAUAAUGGUAAUUUUAUCUGUAAUGCUAUAAUUACAUAUAUACGCACACAUUUUGUCAGCUUAUGUAGCAAACACACUCUCAAGAAGCAAACACAGAAAUAUAGUGACAACACAUUUUCUGUGUAAACAAUGCACAUAUCCACAUAUGCUGUAGGCUACACAGACUUUUCCAUCACACACAUAGAUGCACAGAAAUUAUUUCUGGAUCUUUAAUGGCUAAACACCACUGUGUGUAUUCUGGAUUGGGUUCCCCAACUUCCUGCUGUGAUCUCUGAAAUUCUUCCAGUGUCUGGAUCUCUAUUUGUAGGGUUUGGUAGGUAAUCAUGGUCACUUAGUCCAUAGUUAACAUAGUUGUUCCCGGACUAAUGCUUUUAUAGAAACGGAGAUGUGGAGGGCUUGAGUAAAACCUUCAAUAUCUUGUCCAACAUGAGGAUAAGCACUGGCAAAGACAAUGAUGAACAAGAUCAAAUAUGUUUCAGGAAGGGUUUUCCUAGAGCUAGAAUGAUCAGCUAACAGUGUUUCUGCACAAAUAAAAUCAAUAAACAAUGUAAGGACAUAGAGGAGGAUAUGUAGUUCUUUAUCUUACACAAUGAAGUACCUUUGUAGGUCCUAAUUUCCUUUAUUUGUCUUUCGUGCUGACAAGCUUUGGCACAAUACUCUUCUCGGAGGCAGUUUCAUUUUUUUGCUUUCAGUUUCUCGCUGCCUUCCAUGCUAAAAAAUCCUCGUUCGUUAGUCACAAUACAAUUAGACAGGAGGAGGUGGCAUUGUGAAAGCCAAAAUUAGAUACCAGUCAGUAGAAAAGAAUACCUCUAGAUGAAGGAAGAAAAAUAGGACUAAAAUCUUUAGUACUUCAAGCACUGCAGGCUAAAAUACUACAUAUAGGCCACAGGCCGGAUUCAUGAACACAAGGGGCUGUGUGUUUGACACCACUGCAGUUAACAGUGAAAAUACCAUCAAUAUUUUAAAAGUUAUCUGGAAAAGUUGGAUAAAAAUAGGUCAAUGAGCUUUACCUAGUCUGUUUCUUUAACCCAAUUUUUUUCAAUUUGCAACAGUUAACUUGUUUCUCAUAUGUUUGAGUCUUCUUUUUUAGGCAGCUUAUGAAGAAAUAGAGAACACAGCAGUGAGUCAUCUUAAUAAUCUCCUAGAUCUGGAUACCACGUACAUAGAAUAUUACCCCAUUCCCACUAUGGCAUUUAAUGGACUGAGGCAAGUAAAAUACUGCAUGUCUUACCACAAUGUGUAUGUUUGUUAUGCAAAAUGUGCACUGAAAAGCAGGAAAUAGUACAUAACCAUUUUUAAUCCUAGCAUGAUUAUUCCUGAUUUUGUUCAUAAUUCCUGGUGGGCUAUAUAUGUAAAAUUAGAAUAAAAUGGAACAAUAAUAGUGUAGACUAGGCAUGUGCAUGGGGAAAAUUUUCGGUUCGGUUCGGCAUUCCGAAAUUCGGGACUUUCGCAAUUCGGGACUUCGGCAAUUCGGCACUUCAACACUUCGGAACUUCGGCACUUUGACAUUUCGGAAAUUCGACCACUUCGGAACUUCGGCAUUUUGGAAUUUCGGGACUUCGGCACUUCGGGACUUCAUUUGCAGCCGCUUAGUAGAUAACUCCCUAAUUCCCACGGUAUUAGGGAGUUAUCUACCAAAAGGCUGAAAGACCUAAAUUGGUCUUUCAGGUAAUUUUACUAAUACUAAAUAAAAAUUACUUAGUAUUAGUAAAUUUUGCCCCUACUCGCUAUACCGCGAGUAGGGGCAUGUCUAGUAAACAGUGAGCAGCCAGGGGUGGGGGCAGGGGGGGAGGACAAUAGGUCCCCCCCCUAUUGGUAUUUAGGGCCCCCACCCACCGCUCAGGGGUGGGGGCCAGGGGGGAGGACAUUAGGCCCCCCCUAUUAGUAUUUAGGGCCCCCACCCACCGCUCAGGGGUGGGGGCCAGGGGGGAGGACCUUAGGUCCCCCCUUAUUAGUAUUUAGGGCCUCCACCCACGGCUCAGGGGUGGGGGCCAGGGGGAAGGACAGUAGGUCCCCCCCUUAUUCCAAUUUAGGGCCCCCACCUGCGGCUAAGGGGUGAGGGCCAGGGGGGAGGACAUUAGGUCCCCCCUUAUUCCAAUUUAGGGCUCCCACCCGCUUAGGGGUGGGGGCCAGGGCGGAGGACAUUAGGUCCCCCCCUUAUUAUAAUUUAGGGCCCCCACCCACCGCUCAGGGGUGGGGGCCAGGGGGGAGGACAUUAGGUCCCCCCCCUAUUCUGAUUUAGGGCCCCACCCACCGCUCAGGGGUGGGGGCCCGGGCUGAGGACAAUAGGUCCCCCCAUUAUUUUACAUUAGGGCCCCCACCCGCUGCUUAGGGGUGGGGGCGGUGGGGCAAUAGGCAGUACUGAUGAUGCCUAACAAGGCUGAAAAAAUCGUCUGGGGGUGUUGCUGUAUUUUUCGUGCAGAGAGAACAUGCUGGCAUUUUGAAUCUGGACUGCCCGUAUGGGUGGGCCCAGUCUGAUAUGCUUCAGAUAUGUUCUCUCUGUAAUGGCACAAGAUCAGCUAAAACCAGCUUGAGUUCUGAGCGGGGACCCAACGAAGGGCAGGCUAUUUUAGCUGCUGUCCGUUCUCAGAAUACUCUUGCGACUCAUUUUUUGCUCUCCAUUAGUUUAAAGGGUAAUCCAGACGUGGACCCCUUGCUCACGGUGCCUAGAGAGAUAUCAGCUAUGCUUCACUGAUGAUGCCUAACAAGGCUGAAACGAUCAUCUGGGGUGUUACUGUAUCUCUCGUGCAGAGAGAACUUGCUGGCAUUUUGGAUCUGGACUGCCCGUAUGGGUGGGACCAGUCUGAUAUGCUUCAGAUAUGUUCUCUCUGUAAUGGCACAAGAUGAGCUAAAACCAGCUUGAGUUCUAAGCGGGGACCCACCGAAGGGCAGGCUAUUUUAGCUGCUGUCCGUUCUCAGAAUACUCUUGCGACCCAUUUUUUGCUCUCCAUUAGUUUAAAGGGUAAUCCAGACGUGGAUCCCUUGCUCACGGUGCCUAGAGAGAUAUCAGCUAUGCCUCACUGAUGAUGCCUAACAAGGCUGAAACGAUUGUCUGGGGUUGCUGUAUCUCUCGUGCAGAGAGAACUUGCUGGCAUUUCGGAUCUGGACUGCCCGUAUGGGUGGGACCAGUCUGAUAUGCUUCAGAUAUGUUCUCUCUGUAAUGGCACAAUAUGAGCUAAAACCAGCUUGAGUUCUGAGCGGGGACCCACCAAAGGGCAGGCUAUUUUAGCUGCUGUCCGUUCUCAGAAUACUCUUGCGACCCAUUUUUUGCUCUCCUUUCCGUUUAUACAGGGAGUGCAGAAUUAUUAGGCAAGUUGUAUUUUUGAGGAUUAAUUUUAUUAUUGAACAACAACCAUGUUCUCAAUGAACCCAAAAAACUCAUUAAUAUCAAAGCUGAAUAUUUUUGGAAGUAGUUUUUAGUUUGUUUUUAGUUUUAGCUAUGUUAGGGGGAUAUCUGUGUGUGCAGGUGACUAUUACUGUGCAUAAUUAUUAGGCAACUUAACAAAAAACAAAUAUAUACCCAUUUCAAUUAUUUAUUAUUACCAGUGAAACCAAUAUAACAUCUCAACAUUCACAAAUAUACAUUUCUGACAUUCAAAAACAAAACAAAAACAAAUCAGUGACCAAUAUAGCCACCUUUCUUUGCAAGGACACUCAAAAGCCUGCCAUCCAUGGAUUCUGUCAGUGUUUUAAUCUGUUCACCAUCAACAUUGCGUGCAGCAGCAACCACAGCCUCCCAGACACUGUUCAGAGAGGUGUACUGUUUUCCCUCCUUGUAAAUCUCACAUUUGAUGAUGGACCACAGGUUCUCAAUGGGGUUCAGAUCAGGUGAACAAGGAGGCCAUGUCAUUAGAUUUUCUUCUUUUAUACCCUUUCUUGCCAGCCACGCUGUGGAGUACUUGGACGCGUGUGAUGGAGCAUUGUCCUGCAUGAAAAUCAUGUUUUUCUUGAAGGAUGCAGACUUCUUCCUGUACCACUGCUUGAAGAAGGUGUCUUCCAGGAACUGGCAGUAGGACUGGGAGUUGAGCUUGACUCCAUCCUCAACCCGAAAAGGCCCCACAAGCUCAUCUUUGAUGAUACCAGCCCAAACCAGUACUCCACCUCCACCUUGCUGGCGUCUGAGUCGGACUGGAGCUCUCUGCCCUUUACCAAUCCAGCCACGGGCCCAUCCAUCUGGCCCAUCAAGACUCACUCUCAUUUCAUCAGUCCAUAAAACCUUAGAAAAAUCAGUCUUGAGAUAUUUCUUGGCCCAGUCUUGAUGUUUCAGCUUGUGUGUCUUGUUCAGUGGUGGUCGUCUUUCAGCCUUUCUUACCUUGGCCAUGUCUCUGAGUAUUGCACACCUUGUGCUUUUGGGCACUCUAGUGAUGUUGCAGCUCUGAAAUAUGGCCAAACUGGUGGCAAGUGGCAUCGUGGCAGCUGCACGCUUGACUUUUCUCAGUUCAUGGGCAGUUAUUUUGCGCCUUGGUUUUUCCACACGCUUCUUGCGACCCUGUUGACUAUUUUGAAUGAAACGCUUGAUUGUUCGAUGAUCACGCUUCAGAAGCUUUGCAAUUUUAAGAGUGCUGCAUCCCUCUGCAAGAUAUCUCACUAUUUUUGACUUUUCUGAGCCUGUCAAGUCCUUCUUUUGACCCAUUUUGCCAAAGGAAAGGAAGUUGCCUAAUAAUUAUGCACACCUGAUAUAGGGUGUUGAUGUCAUUAGACCACACCCCUUCUCAUUACAGAGAUGCACAUCACCUAAUAUGCUUAAUUGGUAGUAGGCUUUCGAGCCUAUACAGCUUGGAGUAAGACAACAUGCAUAAAGAGGAUGAUGUGGUCAAAAUACUCAUUUGCCUAAUAAUUCUGCACUCCCUGUAUAAGCCUAUUGUCUCCAUUGUAUCAAGUUUGAUCCAUUAUUUUAACUUGAAUGGCUGUAAUUUGCAGUAAUCCUUGUGAAGUGAAUUGUUACUUGGGAAGAAAGAUGAGUGUCUUGGUCAUUGAAUAAGAGGAAAAAUUAUACUGUUCGAGACUACUUUAUUGUUGUAGAAUACAAAAUGUAAUUUACUGUACACACCGUACGUAAUAAAUACAUCAAAUAUACAUCUGUAUGGAGAUUAAUAUUUCUGGAGAGGAAAUCAAUGACAUCUCUGAUCUUGUUUUGUGUUUCUUUCUAGUUAUUAUGCCAUUGCAAUCAAGCUUGAAAACUUCUACCAGACAACACUCAGAAAUAAGUGGUGGGGAGCCAUAGGUGGAAUAAUAAGCAAUUUAAAACCUAAAAGACUUCCACUGACUGACAUACAACUCCAUGAGCAAUUUAAGAAGAAGUUUGGUUAUAGGAAAGCUAUUAAAUGCAAGGUACACUCUAUGAAAGGUUGGGGUUCUUUAACAUACCUGUUGCUUAAACAUCAUAUGUUAUCCAUUGUGAUGUUUAAAGGAGGUUGAUGGGUCUGAAUAUAAAUUACUGUAAGCAAGCUUGAUGCUUUGUCCAUGUGUAUGACUGCCUCUUCGUGAAAAUGGCUGUUCUAUUGACUCAUAUAGCGGAGGUAAGUGUGCUUGUGUUUCCCUUUGCUGCACAGCACAACCUUGUAAAUAUUUAAGAAACAUUUACUUGCUAGAAGCAAUGGCUGUCAGUUAUAAUUCCCAAGUAAGAUUCUAUUUCCACUCUGCUUCUGCAUCACUGAAGUGAGGUGAUAUCAUGGCACAUCAACCACAACAUUACUCAGUUCUCCAUUACUAAUGGCUCUACUGUAGACACAGACCAAGUUCCACCUUAAAAGGAUCUGCAUGAUAGUGGUUGCACAUACACCAUAGAUAUGCCAUCAGCUGGCCACAAGAGGGAUGGCACAUUAUCUAAACUAAGAUCAGAAAAACCUGUAUUCAGUUUAACCUCUAACCUUUGUUUGCUUUUCAGAAUCUAUCAUUUGGUUUAAAAUCUGCUGCAGAGAGAGGACUAGCUGCAAUCUUUCAUACGUUUUGCCGUAAAACACCAAAUUCCAGGCUCAAUGUUAUAGAUGAAGUUGGCUAUGCUCUUAUCCAUCAUGCAGCUAUACACAAUCGUGUGUCUGUUGUUUCUCAGAUAGCCAAAAUUGGUUUGAAUCUGAAUCAAAGACGCAGUGAUCAUUUUACAAGUCAAGGUAAUAUACACAAUCACAUUAUGGCAAUGCAAAUCUAAUAAUUGUCUUUAGAAGGAAAUAUUGUUGUGGCCAAGGAUAGCCUAUCAGAAACUAGAACCCUUUUUGCAGCAAGACAGCACAUCCUUACAAUCAUGACCAGUAUGAGGACUUGGGAUUGGGUGCAGGUUUCUAGCAGGUCAAACUGGUUCCAUUGGGGCCUUAAAAAUUUUAAGAGAAAUCCUGAGUGUUAAGUUCGAUAAAGGGGUCAGCAGAAGCCACGACAGCCUGAAGAUCAGGGCAGGUAUGUUGAAAUCAUAGUCAGAUCAAGAAAUCCACAAGACUGAUGUGGGAAAAAAAUAUAAUUUAAACAAUUUUAAUGCAAUAUUAAAAUUAUCACCUCUUCGGUGGUAUUUUGUGUAUUUCUUAUUCAUGGGUCCCCUACCAGAGGCCUGGAAGUCUGAGGGUUUUAGCAGUUCCUAGAAUUGGCUCCAGUGGUUAUGAUGGUUGCAGUGUUCUUUUAAAGGAAAACUAUAGCUCCAGGAAAACAAACCUGUUUUCCUGGCACUAUAGCUUCCCCCUCUCUCAAGGCCCCCCACGCCCCUGUGGUGAAGAAGGGGUUAAUUACCUGAGUCCAGCGCCAAUGCCGCUCGGAGAUGGCUCGGCUCCGCCCACGCUUCUUCCCCACCAACAUCAGCUGGCUGGGGAGACCUAAUAUGCAUACGCUCGCAUUAGGAUCUGCUUAUAGGAAAGCAUGAUUCACUGCUUUCCUAUGGGGAUUUCGGUGACGCUGGAAGUCCACAUGCAUAACGUGAGGACUUCCAGCUUCAUUUAGAUGACCAAAAGUCGCCUUCGAUCCCCUAAGUCCCUCUAGUUACUGUCUCGUAGACAGCCACUAGAGGAGGAGUUAACCCUAACAGGUAAUUAUUGCGGUGGCGGGACCGGUGCUUGUUCGUGAAUUGCCUGUCUGUUAUUAUGUGUGUUUCCCCAUGUCUUUGUGUUUUCUGCCCGCUCCCCUCCUACGAAGGGAAUUCAUUCGCCUCCCAAACGAGGACCACCCCGAUAUCCCAUUUAGAAUUUUAGUUUAGAACAUUCACACCUCACAACAUGGUGUAAAACUGCAAACCGCAAGUGAAACAAUUAAUGAGCACUCUGCUGGCUUGCCGCCAUUGGUACAGAUGAACGCCAGCCAGCGGGAGCAUUCGUGGGUUGUUUCCCGACUCGUUUGUUUUCCGAAUGAGGACCUCCCCAGUGCCGCAUUAAAACGUUCACUUCAAUUAAUCAGUGCUCCCCUGGGUGGCCGCACAGACGAAUGCCGUCCAGGGGGAGUGUUCAUGUCCAGAAAGCAUUUCUUAAUGCUUUCCUAUGGACGUUCUGCACGCUGGAUGCGAAAUUCGCAGAAGCGCCUCUAGCGGCUGUCAGGAAGACAGCCACUAGAGGUUGGAUUAACCCUGCUAUGUUUACAGUGUUUAAAUUUACAUUAAGCUGAAGUGGUCUGGGUGACUAUAGUGUCCCUUUAAAUAAGGUAUAUUUAAAACUUAACUUUUAUUUUAGAGACAAUAUUUAAAAGACAAAAUAGAACUAAAAAAAAACAAGGGAUAACAAGGGAUAACAAAAUACACAAAAAUUCUAUCUGUGACUUCGAAGGCACCUGUAAAAGUCCAUGGCAAGUAUCUAACUAAAUGCAAUAAAUAUUCAAGUACUGUCUAUGCCUUCAAGGGCACCUGCAAGUUUAACAAAGAAGGUGUCUAAGCUAGCACUACUAUCUGGAAAGAAAUAAAUGUCUGAAAUCUGUUGGGCACUCUAAGUGUUUAAUAUAUCGUAGAGAUGGUCCUGUAUCAGAAGUAGCUAAAACAGGACCAGGCAUCGGUAGGAGUCCUGAUUCUGUCUGGUAGACAGCCACUAGACGAGGAGUUCACCCUAGCAGGUAAUUAUUGCAGUUUAUAAAAACUGCAAUAAUUACAUGCUCGGGUUAAGAGUGAUGGGACAUUGCACCCAGACCACUUCAAUGAGCUGAAGUCGUUUUGGGGGCCUACAGUGUCCCUUUAAUAACAUGCCCUAAUAUAACCACCAUAAUAACCACCAUAAUAAGUGAGGCAUUGAAGCUAGACAGGAAUCCAUGCAUAUUCUGAGUCGUUUAUAAAUAAAAACAUGGUUUAUUUUGACAGUAACUUUAAGUGCUUUGGGGGGCUCUGCGCUAUUAUUGCAUUUCCUGACAUUUCCUGCUGUACUAUUAACCUUGAAUUUAACAGUUCCACUAUAAUGAAUGCAACAAUGCUAUAAUACUGUUCAUUUUUUUUUUCUAGGAAGAACAGGUUUGGGUGCUGUAGCAGAAAGAACAGGUACUAUUCUUUUAUGGUUUUGUUUGCAGGUAAUUAAAGGAGAACCAUCACAUUUUAAUAUUAUUUUUACUUAUCCCUAAUAUUAAAAAAAUCUCCAAAUUCUGAAGCUGUCUUUACUGCUGUUCUGUUACUGAUCAUGUCCAUCUUGGUUAUUGUUAUAAGCUCCGCCCUUUAAACCCAUCAAUCAGCGUAGAAAAAGCAUGCAGCCAGGAGGAGAAUCACAAACAUUGUCUGUUUCACCUUCUCCAAUGCAAUGUGUGUGCACGGACUGUGGAUUUAGGUGGAUUGUGGUGUUAGUUGCUAAAUCUUUAAUAUGCAUCAAAUGUAAAACAAGGUUAACAAAUUAUAUCUGGUUUUCAAUAUUCAAUGCAGUCAUUUUAGAAAAGUGGUGUUGCCUUUGAAAUCUCUCAUUUAAACAUGUAUUUCUAACAUUAGAGUCCUUUUCUACCUGGUUAGAUUUUUGGCCCCCCAAAAGUAAAAGAAAGUAUUUUGACUUCCCUUUAGUCCCUUGCAGCUGCCAUUCUGCCACGGCUGAGAUAAUGACGAUGAUCUCUGAUUUUCCAGUGCUUACCAAUAGGGAAGCAUUUGGGGGGCUACUCCACAUAUGUGGUUUAUUGGCUCAGUGCAUCUCUAUGCUGAGUGUUCAGGGCAUGAAGAUGCCGAAUUGAAUGCAACAGAAAGCACCUGUGGGAUAGCGGUGUACAUAGGAAGCAGUGGUGUCCAUAGGAAACAAUGUAAAACCUGGGUUUUUUUUGUCUCUUUGCACCAGAACUAUUACAGUAAACUGUAGUGUUUCUGGUGCUUAGGGUGUCUCUUUAAUGUUAACUACAGUAGCCAAAGACAAAUCACAAAAAACAUGUUCAGUCAGAUUAAUAUUUAAUCAGUACAUCUGCAAACAUAUGUGAAUUGUGUAAUCUCCAAAUAUUUUUUUUUUAAUCUUCUUAUUUUAAAGAAAAUUUGUUUGUAUAUCUUUGUUAUUUGACUUUUAUUAAUUUAAGGAACACUAACUGGCAUUAUAAACAGAUUUAGUUAUUUAUAAAAAUUAGAAUUUUCUGUGGGCUAUUUGGGUUACUGGGCUUUCUUCUCAAAUGAAAAGAUGACUUACCUGUAAUCCAGCAGAGUAAUCCUUACUGCAGUUGGUUUCCGCAUCUGGGAGCUGAAUACUAAUCUCCUGGCCAAUCCAAUACUUCUCAUAGAGAAACAGUGAGAGGCAUGGCACAUUCAAUGGCAAUUCAGUCCAAUGCUUCUCUAUGAGAGUCUUGUAUCUACUUUGAGCGAGUGCUUAAAGCAUACAAGGAAGGGCACCCUCCUCACUGUUUGAUUGACAGCUACAAGAGUACCAACCAGCACCUUUGUAAAAAUGACAACUUCUCUUGAAACUAGCACUUUUAUAAAAUUAUAAAAAGAGGACACUCUGUUAACCUAUAGGGCUAGUGCUUCGGGGUUGUUCCUUGAAAUAGCAAAUCAAAAAACAAGUCUCAACAAUUAAACAAGAAUGCAUAACUAGGCAUUAUUUCUACCUUUAGGUGUAAAUUCAACACAUUGAGAUUUCAGUCUACUAUUUAAUAAAUUGUCCCAGUCAUCUUUCUGUUUAUAUUGAUUAAUGUGUUACUUCUUCACUUUCCAUCCUACAAAUAUGAUAUGAACUGGUUUAGGGGUAGGAACUGUGACAACCAAUCCUUUGCAUUAAUCAUUACAAACAUUGCAUCAUAUAACCAAUACACGUUGAAUAUUUGAUGUGCAUGAGUUUGGGUAUUUAACUAUUGGUUGCUCAGUAUGCCAUAUUCUUUAAUGAUGUUAUCAUUGUAUAACAAAGCUGUGUCUCUUGGCUGUAGGACCAACUGCUUUGCACCUGGCAGCACGAUGUGGGUCUUUAGAAGUGCUGUCGUGCCUUCUGGCAUUAAAAGCUGAUUAUCUAAUACACGACAAGCGUGGCUGGCUACCAAUACAUUUUGCAGCCUUCUAUGGUACCAUACCCUGCAUCAGAGCUCUGUGCAGGAAGGACCCAGCUCUCUUGGAGAUUGAAACAGUAUCUAAGUAAGUUUUGUGCCAUAUGGACAGCCAUUUGUUUUACAAGUAACUGAAAAUGAAAACAAAAUCAGACUGAGCUACUAUUACCAAUACUUCUAUAGACAUAUUCUGUCAAAUUUUUAAAACUGUCUGAAAAUACAGAAUAGGGUUAGUGUCAAGUCGACAAAAUAAAAUCUUGAUUUUUUUUUUGUGUCUGUGCUAAAAUAUAAAAAAUAAAGGAUUCUUGAGUGUUGUUAUGGGUAUGUACAUGUAAUGCAGAAAAUAAGGCUUCCACAUAUGAGAUAUUUGAUUGGGUAGGUCAAAUUCCUGCAGUUGUAAGCAGCAGACAGACAACUACAGAGAGAAUUCAAUGUAUCAUAAUCUACUCAAUGAUCAUAGACAAUUAUGGUCCUUGGAAUUUCCUGUAAUAAACAUUGUUUUUCUUCAGGACUUAUAGCUAUUUGUGAUGUAGGGCUCAUUAAAUAAAAUUCUAAAAUAAAUUCCAGCUUUUUUAUUUAUUAUUAUUAUUAUUAUUAUUGCCAUUUAUAUAGCGCCAACAGAUUCCAUAGCUUUAUGACUUGAUAGGUCUCCUGGCUAUGGAUAUAUUGAUUUUCUGUGUUCCUAUCUUUAUUGAGUGAUUAUAUUAUUAUUAUUAUUAUUAAACAUCAUAGUCCAAAAAUGUAUUUUAUGUAGUUAAUUUUUCUGCUAUUUUCCCCUAGAUAUCAUUCCACUCCAUUGUUGCUCACGGCCAUUUCUGGAUCACUUGAUACCCUUCAGUACCUUUUCUCCAUUGGCGCUAACUGGAAAAAAAUAGAUAGCAUGGAGAACAAUAUAAUUCACUUAGCAGUCCUGUAUUUUCACACACACAUCUUGAAAUACAUUAUUGAAUUAAACAUACAGGAGCUCCAUGUGUGGCAACACCUUGUAGGUAAGUCACAUUACUUAUAGAAUCAGCCUCACUUGUACAAACAUCUGUUAGUUAAAAAGGAUAGUUACAUAUUUCAUCUCCCCCCACCCAUUCUCUCUUUGGAACAAUCGUCUCUUCUGCUCUCCUUCUUCCCUCUUUCCAUCCCUCACUUCUUUACACUCUCCCACAUUAUUCAAAAAACAUUCUUAGGUCGCAAGCCCAGCAAUAGCCCAUACGCAAUUGCCAGACAACGACAGAUAUCUUGCUAUUUGAUAGUAAGUAGAAAACAUUAGAUAACUCUCUCCACGCACUAACCAAGAGCUAUGUUGGCUGAAUUACCACAAGGUAACCCCAAGGGAACAGCUACCUUCACAAUAUUAUUUUAAUUGUUAAGAUACAAUACUUAUCAAUGUGCUACAAUAAUUAAACCCGAUUUUACACGUUGAUUCGAUGUAAUAUAGAUUGUUGGUGUAUUACGCAUUUUUUAUUUUAAAUGUCUAUAUGCCUAUGUAAUGUUUUGCCUACUGCCUAAGACAAAUUAAAGAAUGUACAUUUAAAAAAAAGAAUAGUCAUAUAGUUCCAUAGUCCUUUGAUCAUUUUCCUGUUGAGGAUGGACGCAUGUCUAUUCUAAGUGCUGUUGAGCUCUUUCUAUAUAUCUCUUUCCUGCAAAGUUAUUUACAACUAUUAUUUUAAAGAAUAUAUCAGCAAUUUCUAACUAUCAUCAUGCUACAGAAAAUAUCAGCCUCUUUUAUCAUUUUAAAGGAACUCUGAAAGAAUAAAAGUAAUUUUUACCUUUUUGGAGUGUUCCUUUAACCUUUUUCUCCAAAGGUGAGUUCUCUCUAUGCUGCUUUACUCCAUCUGCGGGAGACUGUCAGUGACAACAGUCUCCCUUCCUGUCUGGAUGAAACUGGUGCAUUGAUGGCAAUUGUGUCCCUAUGGAAUAAUGGUUCAGUGCUUGAAAUUGGCACUUUCAUAAAAUAGGACAAGGUGGACAUGCAGUCCCAUCGAUUGAGUUGUUUUAAAUAUUCCUUCUCUCUUCUGACCUAUAGGUGUUUACUAAUGUAUGGUUUAUUUACAGAUAUGCUGAAGUCUGAAAAUUCCCAUAGAAUUGAAAUGGCAGCAAGGUGUCUGGAGGUCCUCUGUGUUGUGAAGAGAAGCUAUUGGGAGGACAUUUACAAAGCAGGUAAGAUGUGUUAGUGAUUGCUAAUUAUUAUCAGUUAUGGUUUAUUUAAUUUCCUAUUUUUUGUAAGAAAAAUAUUAUUGAAUUUUUAAAGUAUAAUUGAGAGGAGGGGAACAGAAGGCAAAAAGCAUAUAGUAAGGGUAAAUAUGGUGAGAAUGCAUCUUUACUGAGUUCCUGAGUAACUAUGUUACUGAGAAAACAUAGAUAUAACUAAACAUACAGUACAGUGAGUAAAGUAAAUCUGUAUAUUUCUAUGCACAGAGGGUCAUUCAUUGGCUGAGAGUGAUUAGCAGAUGCUCUCAGCCAAUGAAAGGCCGGUUGGAUUGGCAUUCAGCUUCUGCAGCUCUGCAGAUGCCAGAUGUUUGUCACCCAGCAGGAUUGGAGCCUUGGCACCCUGCGGGACUCCUGAUAAGAAGACCAUGGGUGCCAGACAACAUAGCCACUACAGAGAGCUCUUAUUAUAGUGCUUGAAGUAACCCUUUAUAACCCUUUGUAAGAGUAAGCAUGGUUCCCAUAUAUAUGUCUAAUUUUCUCAGUUAUGGAAGGAUCUACGUUGUGCAUAGAUUGUAGAUUAUGUGGGUGGAUAUUUGUAGACUGUUGGUGGGGAUGUUGUUAGUUUUCCAUUUUUGUGCAAUAUGUAUGGGAGAAGCUAUGCUAUUGUGCCCACGUCCCCUUCCUCCCUAGCUGAGAUCUUGAUAGGGAAUAGGGAUAUGUUGUGCCAAUCAGCACCUUCUCACAGUGAUGCAUUGAUUCAAUACAUCUCUAUCGGGAGUAUUUAUCACCUACAUGCAGAGAGUUGAGAUGUUGAAUGGAGGUCCUGCAAAAAUUGCAGGACCUCAUCUAGGAAGUCCCUCUAGUUAGUGUUCCUCUAGUGGCUGUGUGUUUUGUGUUUUUUUAAGAAUUGUCAAAGAAUCAUCUAGAAGAAAGGUGGAGGUGCUACCUUAAAAGCACAGCUGAAUACAAGAUCUGAAGCAGUCAUUAAUAGGCUAUGAUAUAUGGGUGUGUCAUCACACCACUUUUUUAUGUUCAAUAUUUAUAUUUACAAGUUGCACUGUUAUAUGUUCAUGUUAAUUUUCAUGUGCACCCAAUGAUAUCUCUGCCUUAACAAGUUGUUAAGGGUUAGCAAAUGUCAGCACUACACUAUAAUUUAUAAGUGUCUCACUUAUAUAGUUUUUUUCUUGAAAAAGCAGAGUUUACAAUGCUGAGCCACUAGAGCAGACUUAAUGCACCAGAACCACUGCAUUCAUCUGUAGUGGUUCUAAAGACUGUAGUGUCCCUUUAAGAAUUGAAAUUUAUUUAUUUGAACACAAAAUGUUAAUUAUUUGUUUUAUCUUAAGCCUAUUUUAUUUGUGGUAUAAUUUCGCAUUACGAUAUAAUAUGAUGUAUAUAAAUGAUGGAUUUUUUUGUUCAUUAUUAAUUUUUGUUAUUUUUCAAAUAUAGGAUGCGUUCAAUGUCUUGUUGAUCUUUUGAAAAGUGGCCGUUUGAAUUUGGAGUGUUUGGCUUCAGGAGUUUUAAGCAAUAUAUCAAAUAAUAUUCCUGUCUCAAAGACUCUUGUAGAAUCUGGAGCCAUUCCUGUUCUGAUUACAUUAUUAAGCUCACAUCAACCAGAGCUACAGUCCAGAUGCUCUGUUAUUUUGUCUGACAUUGCCCAGGUGGACAGUAAUCAAAAUGUAAUUGCAGAAAUGGUAAGGCUUCCUUUGUUGCAUAAAGAUUGAUGAUCCCACAAAGAAAAAUUUACAAAUUAAAAGUGCAUACAUUUCUUUUAGAACAGAAAGGUUUUAAAUUGGAUGUGGAUUUAACAGUGAAUACAGCAAUUCAGGCUGUGUACCUGGUGCUUGAAUUACAUAAUAAAACCAGGAUAUAUAAAAUAUGAGUACAUGGAGUACUAUGACUUGUGACCUUAAACUAUCCAAUAUGAUCGAAAUAUACCUAAUGUUGUUCCAUAUAUUUUUUUCUAAUUUAUCUAAAGCUCCAGAUUACAUUAGACUCUUGACUCAUAUAUACAUACAUACAUUGGGUAUAACUCUAGACACGCAACGUUAAUCCUGAUUAAUAUUCUUUAAACACUGUGUGACAUAUCGUAGGCUUUAUUACAUGUAUCCAUCUGUGUAGAAAAAAAAAUAAAAAAUAAAAAUUUACUGCUAUAUCUAGGGUAAGGCUAUCUUUUUUCUGCCAAUUAUUGAUUUAAAAAAAUUACAGUAUUCUUAAAAAAAUAAAUUAAAAAAAUUAAAAGUUAAGAUUAUAACGUUGGUAUUUUUACUUAUGUACUUAACAAGAAAGUGAACAAACUGGGUUGCCAAUAGAGCAGUUAUCCAAAUAAAACACAACAUACUUCAUAUCAACACACAUUUGUUAAGGUAAAUUGUUGCUUAAAGUUGCUUUUCAUUUUAAUGUAUAUGAUUGAUCAUGAUUCAGACCAAUUUCCUUAAAUUGUAAAUGUUUUCUUAGGGUGGAAUUCCUCCUUUGGUCCAUCUGCUCUAUGGAGAAUUAGAAGAUGUGCUGGUGAAUUCUAUAAAUUGCGUCCGGGUUCUGUGUGUCCAAAAUCCAACCAACCAACGAGCAGUCAAAGACCUUGGUGGCAUUCCACUCCUUGUGGAACUUCUAGGUGUCAAGUCAGGUAGACAAUUCUCACAUGUCCCGAACUUGUAGUCAAUUUGACAUAGUCUUUCAUCAACACUGUUGACACUGUCCUGGGGUUACUCUUUGGUUUUUCUUGUUGGUUCUUGGUAGCCCUUAAACAUGUCUCAUCUGAUUUUUGACUUAGCUCAUUUUUGACUAUUACUAUUAUUGGUAUUCUGAUCCAGAUAUUAUAUUUGACCAUGGUUACUUGCAUGUUUUGUGUCUUGGGUAGAACUCUGCAAAGCCUAGCCAUUCUAAGAACUUUCUGGUUUAGGUCUUGCCAUUGCUUUGCUAUUUGCGUUGCACACAAUGUGAAUAUGUGACAUAAUUACUGGAUUAAUAUUUAUUAUAUUAAUAUCAUAUUUUAUAUAUGAUUCAUAUUUGAGCAUAAUUCUGAUAUUAAAACAGAUACCAGAUGGUACUUAAUGUGAUGAAUAUAAUAAAUAUGAGAAUUGCUAAUUAAAUUUAAAUUUGUUCUUUUCACCCAGCUUUUGCUAAUCUGGUACAAAAUCGAACUUAAAGGAAUACACCCAAUAGAUUGCCUUUGGAAAACAGAAAAAAUAAAAAUACAACAGUACAUGUAAACAACAAACAUCUGGAAUGGAAAUAAAUUUAGACAUAGACAUGGUGAUCAGCCUAAGCAUAAUUUAAUGUACUGUAGAUGCUGUGAUUAUUCCUCUGACUGGUUCACUUCUAUUAAGUUAUUCAUAUAUUCCACCACAUUUAGAGUGUCUCAGUCAUGAAACAAUAACCCUAUUAAUUUAUUUUCGUUUUACAUUACUCACACAUUUCUAGAAACUGACAAUUUACAAGCUGUACACUUUGCUGAUUACAUUAUUUCUCAAACAUUAUUUAACAUUAUGUUUUACCUUUAAAGAUAUUUUGGUAAGUGCAUCCUCAGCUGCGAUUGCUGAACUUGCUAGAGGGAACAAGCUUAUUCAAGAUGUCAUAGCAAAAGAAAAUGCAAUUGAUCCUCUUAUUAACAUAAUUCGAGGAAGGAAACUCAAUAUUCAAGUGAAAGCUGCCAUGGCGAUGGAGGCGCUUGCUGAUCAUAAUGCUGCAAUACAAAAGGAGUUUUUGGACAGAGCUGUGUCGAAACAUAUUUCAAAACUCCUGAAGGCAAGUUCAUUUCAUUUAAUUGUUUUCUAAAAGAAUCUAUAGGUAUGUAGGCCCAAUGUUGUUUUUUUAAUUUCUGGUUUGUCCAAAAUAAACAAUAAGUCCUCUAAGAUCUCCAGUUAGAUUACUGACAACAUUCUUUAAACAGCUGAGAACUCCUUUCCUGAAAUACGAGGGGUAAAGGAGUAACUUUUGGAUGUACGAUGCCUGUUGUUAUUACUAUUCUUUCUUUUUUCCUCUUUUUUUCUCCUAAUCCCUCUUCAUAUCUCCCUACCUGUCUCUGCUUACAUCGAUUUUGUUCUUUACCAAAGCCCAUUAUGGGGGAUUUAUUGAGCCUCUCUUUUCUUUUCCUAUAGAAGCUGCUGCCAAUUUUUGUCUGUUUCUUCUACAUAACCUGUAUUCUCACUCUGACUGCUAAUGGUUUAUUGGCCCCUUAAGCUGUUAACUUUGUGAUUUUGUGUUGUAUUAAUUGACAUUCUUUCUGUUGCACAACUGUAAAUAAAUUAAGAAAAAUGAAACAAUAAUCAGGUAUCAAUUGAAUCUUGAUAUUCUGUUCUAGGUCUUUCAGCUGGACGUCCGAGAACAGGGCAGUAUAACCCUGUGGGCACUGGCAGGGCAAACACGUAAACAGCGAAAGAACAUGGCUGAACAGAUUGGCUAUAAUUUUAUCAUAGACAUGCUCUUAUCACCGUCUAAUAAGAUGCAAUAUGUAGGUGAGUUUUCUUCUCUCUCACUAAGUAUAGACUUAUCCAAAAUCCAAAUAUUAAACUAUAUAUAUUUUCUGGAAGGUGGAGAGGCUGUCAUUGCUUUAUGCAAAGACAGCAAACAUCACCAGGACCAAAUCUGUGACGGAAAUGGCAUUGGGCCUUUGGUACGACUCUUACGAAAUUCUAAGGUGGCUGAAGGAACGCUUCUCAGUAUUAUAAAAGCCCUUGGAACAAUGUGCAUUGGUAUGUAGUUUAUAUUUUCCACUAACAAAAAAACACAUAAUUAAUCAUUUUGGGGGACAAACAGUCUUUGAAAAGUAUGCCAAAAGGAAUAUCAUAUUUCAGUUGCUGUGGGCAAAAUACUAUUUUAUAGUUGUGAAGGUCUAAUCUAUAAUAAUAUUCUGUUGAUGCUAAUAAAUAGAAUGCACUCAAUGAUGACUUUGUUUGGAACACCAAUCUAGUACUAGGUAUGAACCAUCAGAAUUCUUUGUAGCAUAGAUUCAGCAAAGUUCACUUAUUAACAUAAUAAAUACUCUGUGCCCCCCUAUUUCACCUGUUCCCAAAGAUGUUUUUUGGGGGGUUGAGAUGUCAGUACUGUGAAGUAAACAAAAAUAACCAAAUCAGUUUAAGAAUAAUGCUUUUUGGCAUGGCUAAAUGUUUUUGUUUGAAAAUGAGUGGACGGCGAAAAUAAAUGCAUGCACAUAGUCAGCAGCAAUUCUUAGUUACACAGUGACAUCCAAAUAACAGUCAUGUGAUUUACGUGAUCUAAUGUGUGUAAAGAAAAUAUUUCCCACAUUAUGACAGUUCCACUAUGAUAGACAGAAGGGAGGGCAGAUGUGUUCAUUUAACUCAAAAUUCUGAUUGUACUAUACCUGCACCUCGCAGUAAAAUUUCAAAUACAUGAUUAGACAAUGAUAUAAUUAUUAAACAUUUUGCAAUCUGUAGCCUAAGCUUUCUGUCCUUAAUUUAAAGAUUAAAAUGCAGCACAAUAUCCUGCUGCUAUUACCUGUCCUCUUCUGUGUCCACAUUUUACAUUCAGAGAUUCUCUUCCCCACACCAAUGUUGUAAAGAAUGUUGGUAGUGGUAGUAGUAUUUGUGGACUUUGUCAGUUUGAAUGUGCCUGUAGAUGGUCAGAUGAUAUUUGAACAUUGCAUCUUUCUCUGUAAACUGUAGUUCGUGAAAAUGCCUAUAGGUCAGUUAUUUCUGAGAUGUCAAAGUAUCGCUUGGUGCUCCAACAUUCAUACCACAGUUAGAGCAAAUCUCCCAGGUGUCCCUAUGUAAGACAGACAGUCCAUAUUAAGGGCCCAAAUCCCCCUGUCCCUCUUUUCUUUCCUAGUGUCCCUCUUUUCUAGGAGCUCCCUAUUUUUGGUGUGUCCACAGAAAUAAUAUUUCCAGCAAUGUGUCUUUAAACUGCAAUAAAUGUGUUUAGAAAUCAAUCUUUGUAAAUAAGAUACAUUAUUCUUCUAAAUUACAUUUUAGUUGCAUAAAAUGUUAUAAGUAAGUGUCCUAAAAUUUCGCAGAAGAGCCCUGCCCCUGAUCACACCACCAGUCACACCUCUAAAAUUAAAGUGUCUUGCUUUUUCAUUUACAUAUGAACAUUUAAAGGAGGGCCCUCCAUCAUGUAAUUGUUCAUUUACAGGGACAUUUUUUAUUUAUUUAUUUUUAUUUUGUAAAUAUGGGUUUUAUUGACGUAAAUGCAGAUGUUUACAGGCGUGCAGAUUUGGUAAGGAGACACGCAAGUCUCGAGCGUAAUGUUAGGUAUCAAUGCAUCUAGUUUGACAUCAUGUUCCUACUCCCAUAGAGCUCGCAGGCCUCGUUUUCAUAAGGUCGUAUUUUCGGCACGUUUGCCAGCUACCUCUCAUCCCAUUCUCCUUUCUGCUGUAAUUCCCCCUUCCUGAUUUGUGUUCCUGUGCUCAGGGUGUUGUGCGUCCUCUGGUGGGACAGGGACAUUUUUAAUUAUUUGUUUAAACGAACAUGUGUAUCUGAUAAAACGGUCAUUGAUUGUAUAGUAAACAUUGCAAUUUAAAGUUAGACAUGGAUUUUCUGUACUGUGCAGUGUGUGUAUUGUGUAAAGCAAGAGAGAGUAAUAGGUACAUAAUAUCCCCUCAAGUUUUAUGUACAUCCAACUCAAAUCUAGAACUCAUGUUCUGUCUGUUUUCACCAACACAUCGCUGUUGGUCCAUAAAUUGUUAUCACUAUUUUUUAUUUUAUUGAAUGUGUGAGAGAGCACUUUUUGGGCUUGAGCAUUUCUGAAAUGUAAUACUGGUCUUGAUUAAAGGGACACACUAAGCCCCAGAACAGCAUAAUGAAAUGGUUUUAGUGUAUAGAUUAUGCCCAUGCAGUCUCACUGCUCAAUUAGGAGUUAAAGGAACACUAUAGAGUAGGUAACACUUAGAUGUAUUCCCGAUCCGAUAAUGUUGCCCCCGCCCCCCUUUAGUCCCCUUUGAAAGAGUUAAAAAGCUUUUUUCCAGUGCUGCACAAGUCCGCCGGCACUAGCCCCGCCCGAGAUCCACCUCUUUGACUGACAUUAUCAGAAAUGAUGAUCUCAGCCAAUCUAAUGAUUUUAAACACACUGUGCUGUAAGAGCUGAUUGAAAAAAUAAACCAUUUUUUUGUGUAUGCUGUGUGAGUCACAGCCAGGGGAGGUGUGGCUAGGGCUGCAUAAACAGAAUUAAAGUGAUUUAAAGAAUUGACCACUUGGAAUGCAGGAACAUGAUCUAUACAUAAAGUUAUUUUAGUCUUUAGGAUGUCCCUGUUAAGUACAGACAAACACUUAUGUGUUGUUAUACAUAUAUUUGUAUAUAAUAAAUACAAUACAAACUAAAUAGACAUGCAAUUAUUAUUUUAACUGGGAACAUUUCCUUAAUGGGAUUGCUUUCUUUGUAGUGUUUUAGUUAUGUGUUCAUGUAUUUAUUUAUUUUUGGUACAGGUGUUGCUCACAUAAAUAAUCCAGUCACCCAGGAUAAAAUAGUAGAGGAGCAGGCUUUGCCAACUCUCAUUCAUCUUCUGAAGACUCAUGGCUCUAUUAAAAUUAAGGUACACAAAAUAUCAGUUAUCUAUGCAGUCUUCAUUUUGUAUUCCAUGCAGGAACAUUCUUGGGCAUAUCUUGGAUCUUACUCACUUAAAUCCUUUCUAAAGCUUGUUAACUCUUUAACAAUAUGGUUGACAAGUAUUUUCUCAAUCCCUUCACGGAUUUUAUAGGGGGGAAAAAAGGUCUUCUCUUUUCCCUUUGUGCUUUACUAAAAUAAAUCUAUAGUGUUAGGAAUAUAAACAUGUUCUUUACAAUAAGAACAAUAAAGAUAUGAAAUUCUCUGCCUAAAGAGGUGGAUUUAUCAGAGUCUCUACACAUUUGUAAACAGUAACUGCAUGAAUUCUUGCAAAAACAUAGUAUUGAAGGAUAUAAUGUUUUCCUAAUGCUAUAGUGUCCUAGGACAUCUUUAGUGACGACCCCUUCAUAUGUCAAAAUUAAGAAAAACAUUUUUACUUAGCUUUUCAGUGCCACAACUCCCUCAGUACUGCUGCCUUACUUCGCCUCCUGCGAUAUCAUCACGGAGGCGUCUCUUCCAUGAUACAUUUCCAAUUCAAUACUCCUCAUAGAGGACCAUUGGGGAUAAGGUGUCCAUGCUUCAAUGCUUUCCUAUUUGAUCACAUGAUGCAUAGGAAGAGCAUCUAGUGGAAGACAGCCACUAGAGGUAUGUAUAAUGAAAACAUAACAGUUUCUACAGAACUGUAAUGUUUUACAUUGCAGGGUUAAACAUACAGGGCCACUACACCCAGAUCACUUUACUGAGAUGGUUGUUAAAACGAACUAACCAGUUGUUUUAUUUAUAUAUUUUUGUACAAUGGUUUACACCUCACAUCCUUCUCUUUUUAUUAUGGCUAAUGCAACAGUUGCAAUCAUAAACAAAAUAAUUUUUAGUGUGAACAUUGUGCAAAUAUUUUACUGCAUAUUACACUUAUAUCUUAGGAUAAAGGAAUUUGGGAAUUAUUUUUUUUUUGUCAAUUUAUUAUAACUACUUACACUGUGCUGCAGAAUAAUUGUCUAAUGCGUCAUGAUGUAAUUUAUUUACAAAAAAAAUUGUUUCCUAUUAUUUAGAAUUUUUCAUUACAUUUGAAAUUGUGCCAGAUUCACUCCUGACUUGGCAAUUAAUAAAUCAAAAUGUUUUUCAAAUUCUCAAAGGUUAUAUUUAAAAAAAAAUAAAAAAGGUCAAGGUGGUCUAAGAAAGACAAUGUACCCACACAUUAUUAAUGCGUGUUAUCUAAACUGCCUUAACUCUGGAUAAACCUGUUCUGGUCCAAAGGAUUGCUCUAGUGCAAGUCCAAGCCCAAGUCUAACUAAGGUCACCAGGACUCAUCUCCCCAGAAUAUUCCAACAUCUCAUUCAUGAAGGUGGCAAAAAAUAAUUAAAUAUUUUUGCUAUAAAACACGCCCCAGAAUACAACUAGUUGUACUUCACCCAUACUACUUCUGCAAGGAGAUUUAUAUUGUUUACCUAAAUAAAGCAGGAACUACUGUGGAUCUCACCCAAAACCCUUUAGAAAUGAUUGAACAAUCAGCUCAGUAGAACUUUGCUUGUUUUGUUACAACAAAUAUUAACAGGGUUAUUCACUAAGUGAGAAUUCAAAGUGAAUUUCCAAUUUAAGGCUGCAAUAGCCAAAUUGAAAAAAAAAUUAUCUAACUGAGCUAUGCUUUCAGUUUAGCUAUUUAAAUUUGAAAUACAAUUUGAAUUCACUCUGAAUUCUACUUUGCAAAAUAAACCUGUAGAUAUUGCAAAAUAUCUGUAUAUACCGUGUUUGUGUUUUUAGAAUUAUGCAGAGUUAGCACUAACUGUAAUUCAAAGCUUCGCCAGUACAUUUGAUGGAAAACUAUGAGUUGGAGGCACUAAGGGUUUUAUGUACUUUGAAUUAGGGGGCCAUGCAGUCCGAUGCCAACCUAGACAUGUGGUCUAUUGGUUUGAAGGUUUCAAUUUUGAGUUCCAGAUAGUAUAGACUGCACAAGCAUUUUGAAGUUACUGUGAUUAGACAGAAUUCCUUACCACUACACUGUCAUAUAAAAAAGGAUUUCUUUCACCUUUAUAAAUGCAUACGACACAUACAAAGAUAUAUACACAUUGCUGACAGAUGUGUACGUCCACCUCUGGCAGUGUCAAUAACCAGCAGGAAAUGUACUGAGCGGGAUAGUGUUGGUUUUUGCAUAUUUGGCAUAUGUCAUCAGCAGGCAUUGCAUGCUGGCAAAAGGUGACCAAUGGCGGCACAGUAGUUGCCACUCUGUGCCUCUCAAGGCCUACCUUUAGCCUGUCAUGCAGGAUGUUCUUCCAAUGCUGUGAGGGGGAGUGCCUUCACCAUACUGCAGGGAGAACUUAACCUCAGCAUGAGAUCUAUGGUAAACUUUAUCUUCCUUUUCUUUUCUUUCCAUUCCAUGCCAGCAAGGUUUGCUCUAUCCAAAAUCAUUGUUUCAUUAAAUUACUGUUUUUGGUUGGAGCAACCCUUUAAUUCAAUUAAACUCGACUAAGAGUAAUAAUACAUUACUGCACAAAUAUAAGUCAAAUGCCGCUCUGUAAUAGGAACAACCUGUAUGGUUCAAGGUAUCCAUAUAAACACACAGUGGUGUGAAAAAGAGAUCACAGAGGGCUCAAACUGUGUAAAAUCUUUAAUAGAAAAUCACAUUUAUAAACAUACUGUUAUAAAUGUACUGUAGAGAGUACUGUUAAAUAUAUUUGACUUGUUCAGUAGCAUGACUUCAUUGAAAUGUUUAAUCUCUUUCAUUGAUGGUACAAACAGGUCGAAGUGGCCUGCACUCUAGCUUGCAUUGUCCUAAAGAACGCUGUUCUACAAGCUCAGCUACACGAGAUGGAAGAGUUUAAGUACACCGAUGUUCUUGAUCUCCUACAUACACCUGAUAAGGUACAUUCUGAGUUCACAUCACUCUGAUUUAUAGAAAUUAAGUGCUGUACGUUACUUCUGUACCAAUGAGGAUACAUGUCUGUCAUUCAUGUGUGGUUAAUGGCUUAAAUUAUUGUGAACGAGUGAACACAAGCCAUUAUAUUUUUCCAAAUCACUUUCAAAAUAUAUAUAUUUUGCUUCAGCUACACCAAACAUUUUGCUAUAGUUCAGCACAGGCAUUCGCUUUCCUUUAGCCCUAGUUUGAUUCCUCACCCUUAUCUAAAGUUGACACACCGAGAUGGCCCAAGAUGGUGGUCUCUCUGCGUCCACACACUCUAUGUGCAGUAGUGAAGGCCAAGACAACUCUACUCCUACCGUAACCAAGGGUGAUGUCGACUGCCUGUUUGCUAAACUUACCUAUGUGGAGAUGUCCCUCAAGGCUGAGAUUAAUAAAAGCGCCCAGCAGAUUUGCAGUGAAAUUAUGGCUAUCAGGCAAAGAACCUUGGAUAGAGGCUAAAGUGGAGGGGGUUAUCCAGCACACAUCUCACUAUCUCCCAACUUGCUUGUGUGGAGCACCUUGAAUCCUCACUUCAGUACCUUUCUAAUCCAGAAGAAAUAAUAAAAAAAAAGUGCCAGUGCCAAGGCCUUUCCGAGGGUAAAUGUCUAGUGUGUAAUGAGUGUAAAGUCCCUUGAUUGGUUCAACAAUGUCUGUGAUAUUACCAAUCACGAGCGUUAUUUGUUGGGGAUGUAUAAGGCUCCAGCUGGUAAUCUAACCCGUCAUCAUGCAGUCUGACUUAUGAUAUUCCAUAGUCAGACUGCACUUCUGGGUUCGUACGGCCGUUGCCGUAAAUGAUCUCAAUGAAAGGAUAGUGUGUGAAAAGAGUCAGUCACGUCACUUCCUGUUCACGAUGUUAUUGUAAUCUUCAUGUCCUUUUUGCCAGGACAUAUUGUUGGCAUUCAAGUCCAAAUAUGUAUGAUACUCAUAAUAUUCAAGAGAGGAAAAACAGAACAAAAUAAAUAAGAAACUAGCAAGGUGAUAUGCUAGAAAGCUAUAUGCAGUGUAGCAGUCGGAUAAAAAUAAGGAUAAUUUCAAAGUAUAAUAAGAGCUCACUGCUAGCAAAAUGGAACCUUGCAAUGGAAGUGUCUCAGCAGACACGUUUCGUCCUAAAAACGGUCUUCUUACGUGUGGUUCCAAGGGACUUCUUCUGGAUCUUUGGCAUUAUAUAGCCCAAAGACAACAUCUUCUCCAUUAAUUAAUUCUAUCACUGUAACAUUCUAUCAUCAUUGUAAAUUCUAUCACUAUAUGGCAUAUGUAAACUAUUAAAAUGUGCUACUGCUUUAUCCCCGCUAUCUCCUUACUUGAGAAAUUAGGGUUGUCUUGCUUUGCCAAUUUAGAGGUUGACGACCUACAUUUGUUUGAUGGAUUUGCUGAUCUGGAUUUGAUGGGGAUUCAGUUACUUAUUGAAGACAAUAACUACACCUUCUGACUUCAUAAGCUACAUCCAAUUAUGUAGCUCUGCCCUUCAAGUUAACAUACAUUCUACUGCCACCUUAAACAUGACACACUUUUAACCCCUUUAUUUGCAGGAGUCUCAUGUAAAAAGGCUGAUUUCUAUACCUUACUCUUACUUUAUUGACUUCCACUUGUGACUAAAAGGAACAUUCUUAUGUAACUAAAUGGGAAUCUGAGCUUGAUGUGACAAGUGGGGAUUGGUUAAAUAUGUGGGAAUACACUGCUAAAACUGUAGUGUUUGUCACCUUGAAGGAACAGGAGUUUAAGACUUUGCUCUGUUGGUAUGUUACACCCAUUACACUUCAUCACAUGAGGCAUUUUAAAGGUACAUUCUAUGCACCAUAACAACAUAAUCGCAAAUAAGUUGUUAUGGUGCCUAGAUUGGUCUUUUAAUACAUACGUGCCCAAAACUAUGGAAAUAUUACUUAUAAUGUAUAUUUAGAUAUCAGCUGUUCUUGAAAGGAGAUUUUACAUGUACUUUUUACAUUUUUGGUCAAGUGAUAUCCUGGGCUAGACUUUUCACCUUUUCACUUCAAUUAUAUCAACAUAUCAAGGAUAAUAUAUAUACAUAUAUAUAUACAGUAAGGGAAACAAAGUAUUUGAUCCCCUGCUGAUUUUGAAUGUUUGCCCGCUGACAAAGAAAUGAUCAGUCUAUAAUUUUAAUGGUAGGUGUAUUUUAACAGUGAGAGACAGAAUAAAAAAUAAAAAAAAAUCCCAAAAAACGCAUGUUAAAAAAGUUCUAAAUUGAUUUGCAUGUCAAUGAGUAAAAUAAGUAUUUGACCCCUUCAAAUUAGUACUUGGUGGCAAAACCCUUGUUGACGAUCACACUGGUCAGACGUUUCUUGUAGUUGGCCUCCAGGUUUGCACACAUCUCAGGAAGGAUUUUGUCCCACUCCUCUUUGCAGAUCCUCUCCAAGUCAAUAAGGUUUCGAGGCUUAUGUUUGGCAGCUUGAACCUUCAGCUCCCUCCACAGAUUUUCUAUGGAAUUUAUGUCUGGAGACGGUCUAGGUCAAUCCAGGACCUUAAUGUGCUUCUUCUUGAGCCACUCGUUUGUGGCUUUGGCUGUCUGUUUUGGUCAUUGUCAUGCUUCAAUACCCAUCCACAACCCAUUUUCAAUGCCCUGGCUGAGGGCUGGAGGUUCUCACACAGGAUUUGACGGUAUAUGGCCCCGUCCAUCAUCCCUGUGAUGUGGUGCUGUUGUCCUGUCCCCUUAGCAGAAAAACACCCCCAAAGCAUAGUGUUUCCACCUCCAUGUUUGACACUGGGAGUGGUGUUUUGGGAACCAUAGGCAGCAUUCCUCCUCCUCCAAACACGGCAAGUUGAGUUGAUGCCAAAGAGUUUGAUUUUGGUCUCAUCUGAGCACAACACUUUUACCCAGUUCUCCUCUGAAGCAUUCAGAUGUUCAUUGGCAAACGUCAGACGGGCCUGUACAUGUGCUUUCUUGAGAAGGGGGACCUUGUUGGCGCUGCAGGAUUUCAGUCCUUCACGUUGUAGUGUGCUACCAAUUGUUUUCUUGGUGACUAUGGUCCCAUCUGCCUUGAGAUCAUUAACAAGAUCCUUCCAUGUAGUUCUGGGCUGAUUCCUCACCGUUCUUAUGAUCAUUGAAACUCCACGAGGUGAGAUCUUGCAUGGAGCACCAGACCGAGGUAGACUGACAGUUAUUUUGUGUUUCUUCCAUUUGCAAAUAAUCACACCAACUGUUGACACCUUCUCACCAAGCUGCUUGGUGAUGGUCUUGUAGUCCAUUCCAGUCUUGUGUUUUCAUAAACUGCAAUAUUUACAUUGCAGGAUUAAGUCCUCCUCUAGUGGCUGUCUACUAGAGGGACUUCAUAGAACACGAAAAGUGUUUUCAGUGACGCUGGACGUCCUCACGGUAUGUGAGGACCUCCAGCGUUGCCGAAAUCCCCAUAGGAAAGUAUUGUAUAAUGCUUUCCUAUGGGGAGGUCUAAUACACGUGCACGGCCAUUGCCGCACAUCAGGCAGAGCCUGACCCAGCACCGAGGGACAUCGGCGCUGGACCCCGGUAAGUCACUGAAGGGGUUUUAACCCCUUAAGCAACUUGGGAUGGGCGGUGGGGGGGGAAGGCUCUGCAGGAACCUGCAGUGCCAGGAAAACGAAUAUGUUUUCCUGGCACUGGAGAAUCCCUUUAAAAUACACCUACCAUUAAAAUUAUAGACUGAUCAUUUCUUUGUCAGUGGGCAAACGUUCAAAAUCAGCAGGGGAUCAAAUACUUUUUUCCUUCACUAUAUAUAAAUAAAUUAAAGUAUACAGUAUGAUCUGAAGUUGCUCUGUUUUCAAAUUUUUUUGAUUUAUUGUUACAGUAAGUCACGAUCUGAACCUUUUGGUAUAUAAUAAAUUACAGGAUAUUUGCUUACGAGUUGGGUAUGCACUAGCUCUGUUUGCCUACAACAGUACCCUGCAUCAGUUUUACAUCUUGGAGACAGGAGGCAUUGAAAUGGCAAUCUAUGAACCUUUCCUGGAGUCAGACAUUGAGACAGACAGAGCACAAGCUGCGUUUCAGGUAUUGCAAUGUGUCAUGAAGAUUAACAUUGUUUAUCCCACCACAUAUGAAAUUUAAAGUGGGAUUUUAUGUUAUUAUUCUGUACUUGUCUUUUCAGCAUCUAAGAAGAUUUAAGAAGAAAUUAUAAUAGGCUCAUUUAAAUGUGCUGAAUUGUGGAAACUCACACUUUAAAUGGUCACUCUAAGUACAGCUCAUUGUAGUGGUUAUGCUGCAAAGAGUCUAAAGGAAUACUCUAACCUUAAGAAUACAAACAUGAAUGCUUAAUGUUUGAGUUAUCUUGGGGCUAUUUAAUUUGUGAGCCCCCUUCCAAAUAGUAAAACAGAGCAUUUUAGUCACCCUUAGUACCUCACGCAGUACUUGCUGCAAUUGCCAUUCCUUCAGUGGCUGAGAUCAUUACCGAUUUUAUUUAGACAAUCCAUUGUUUCCCUGCGAUUGCUGAGGAAGUUUCAGUGGUAGACGUGCAAUGCAUCAUUUUUCUGUAUCCCCUGUUUACAUUUAUUUUUUUUAUGUUUCACCUGAUUGUUUUUAUAAUAUUUUUUCUGUAUUUUUCUUUUUCCUGUUUUUUUUCUGUCUUUUUCUGUAUGUUUACUGCAUGUAUGUGGUUUCUUUUACUGCCAUGUAUAGCUAAACAGAUCAAUAAGCAGCACUUUUAAUGGAACUUCCACGUAAAAUUGUAUGGGAUAUCAUAUGAGUUCGGCUUGUUUUACUUUUUUUGUUUACUAUUUAAGUGUAGAUCCCAAGCGCCAGCACCACUGACUCCCAGGAAUACAGUUGGCCUGAGAGAGUACAAUCAUUCCAGUAUAUAUUACCAUUUUUAAUCAAUAAUAAUUUAAUUCAAAUUGAUGUUGUAGCAGCACCAACAGUUUUCCUUACAUUUGUCACCCCAUUCCUUUACUUCAUAGCGACGUGGGCUAGGUAGUCACCAUAGCAUUCACAGUGGAUGCGUUGUGUCAUUCUAUUUCUCAGCACAGACUCUGACAGGUGGGAGAAAGACAUUUUUGAAUAGUUUUUUUCCCCAAUCUAUAUAUUUACUAGUUCAAUGUAUAGAAAUAAAAACAGAGGUCCUCCUGACCCAAGGCCUAAGGUAUUUGGCAAGGGACAAGGCGGAUCGCCUUAUAUUUGAAGUGCCAAGACUUAACUAAGGGUUAUUUGCUUUGUAUGUUUUGUUAGUAUGUGUGAAAGAAGUUGGCUUGUAUUGUAAAUGUUUGUUAUUUUGUCAUUCCUGAACUGCAUUUCCCCCUUUUCUGUAUCUCUCUCUCAUAUUGCUCCAGUUGUGCUUCUCUCCCCUUCUUGUCUCCCUCCACAUCUCUCAACAUAUCCUUCUUUUUCUUCUUUCCCACAGGAGGGGAAGGAAAUCAGUAGUGGGGGGAUGUGAAAGAGAGCUAUAGGAGUGGGUGGGAGAGGGGAUAAAAAGAUACACUAAAGUAAGGGGGCAUUCACUGAUCAGCAACAACAUUAAAACCAUUGAUAAACUAAAUAAAUUAUAUCAUUAUAAUGGCACCUUUCAAAGGCUUGGGAUAUAUUAGGCAGCAAGUGUACAGUCAGUUCUUGAAUUGCAUGUGUUGGAAGCAGGACAAAUGGGCAAGCAAAAAUAUUUCAGGGACUCUGACAAGAGCCAAGUAGUGAUGACUGGGUUAGAGCAUCUCCAAAACAGCAAGUCUUCUGGAAUGUUUCUGGUAUGCAGUGGUUUGUACCAAAAGUGGUGCAAGGGAGGACAACCAGUGAACCAGGGUCAUGAGCGUCCAAGGCUCAUUGAGGCAAGUGGGGAGCAAAGACUUGCCCGUUCGGUUCGGUCACACAGAAGAGCUACUGUAUCUAGAAUUGCUGAAAAUCUUAAUGCUGGCCAUGAUAGGUAUAAUCGCAGUUUGCUGCAUAUGGUGUUGCGUAGCCCAUGAUGUCCACUGUCCACCAACGAAAUUGCCUCCAAUGAAAAUAUGAGUUUCAGAACUGGACAAUGGAGCAAUUCAAGAAGGUCGUCUGGUUUGAGAAUUCACACUCCCUUUUAAAUCAGGCUGGGGAAGAGAUGGCAACAGGAUGAAUUGGUGUUCCCUCAUGGCAGUGACCUCUUGUAGCGGAGCUCCAGUACUCCGGCCGAGUACUGCUUCCUCGUAGCUAUCAGAGACCCUGGAACACUUCAGACCCAGUCGCCGAGGCUUGACUGGCAUCACUGAGGGGCAAACAACAAAUGACACUUGGUGAAAGUUAAAACAACUAACUUUAAUAGACAAAGCACAUAUAUUUUAAGCACCAACAUCCUCAUUUACAUACAAUAGGGUGCAUAGAGUAUUAUAGUGCAAGGAAGGGUGGGGUUAGACAAUAGCAAGGGCUGGUGGGAGAUUGACGAGGGUCAGGGUAGCUAGUUUAAACUGGUCUGGCAGUGUCCCUGGGGCAACGCCCUGUUGGGGAAACAAUAGGACAGGAAAAAGGGGGAGGGGGAGAGGCAAAGACAAGCAACAUACCCUGCACCAAUAAUGGGCACAGGGUGACCAAAACACAAAAGGAAUCUGGGGACCCACACAUAGUGUCUGCCUUCCAUCACCAGUGACGGUGACUACCGUCACACCUCUUUCAGCAGGAUAGUGCACCCUGCCAUGCUGCAAAAAUAUAGGAACCUAACAAUAAGUUCAAUAUGUUCCCAUGGCCUCCAAAUUCCCCAGAUCUCAAUCCGAUUGAGCAUCUGUAAGAUGUGCUGGUACAAAAAAUCCAAUUCAUGGAGGCCCUGCUUCGCAAGUUGCAGGACCUAAAGGAUCUGCUGCUAAAGUCUUGGUGCCAUAUACCACAGGACACAUUCAGAGAUCUUGUGGAGUCCAUGACUCGACGCAUUUGAACUGUUUAAGCAGUACGACGGGGAUCUACACAAUAUUAGGCAGGUGGUUUUAAUGUUGUGGCUGAUCAGUGUAGGUGGGGGAGAUGGUGAUCAAAAAGACACAUAUAGGGAAACAUAUCACCCUCACUUAUGUCUUCCUUACUUUUUUCUAUUUUGCCUUAUUCCCCUAUCCCCUUGCAAGACUCUACAACCCUCUGUGUGUCUUUUAACUCCUAACCCCAUCGCCUACCUUUUACCCCCUCUACAUUCUUCCUUACCCCUGUAUCCUUUAAUUAACAUUGCCUUUUUUAUACAUUCUCUGCAACAAAUUUCUUUAGCAGUGCUGAGAUCCAUUUCCAUUUAGGCGUAACUGACUCUCUGGUACUUUAUUCUAGCAGUAAUCAUUUUACAUGUGUAGGGAGUAAUUAUGUCACAGUUGUACUACUUUACCAGCAGUGAUAAUUGUGUACUUCUUUUCAACUGUUUUCAUAAUGGAUUUCUCUGUCUCUAGGUUGUUGUUCUAGCAAGAGUUAUUGUCGAUAUGGAUCAAGUCUCACUGUCUGCCAGAGGUGUUACCAUAUUGACAGAGCUCCUGAACUCAAACAAUUCAGCAACUCUUAUAUUAGCCGGUAAGACAUUUUAUAUAUCUAGGGAAAUAGCCCAAUCACAACACAGGUGUGAAAGGCCCCACUGAACGAUCUUUUCUCACUGUUCCCUUGAAACAAAUUAAUUGCAAUGGUUAGAAAAAGGGCAACUUUUCCUUUCACACAACACCCGAAACACAGCUAUCAAAAUGACUAUAUAGGGGUAUCUGAAUGUGGGCCAGGGAACAAGUUGUGUAAGCCGCCAGGAUUGCUCCAUUCAUCACAUCCCUUCUGGCCAGGAUUUCUCAACCUUGCUGCCUGCAUGCACGUUGUCCUGCAUGGAUCUCUUGUAAAGAUUAAGUGUAUUUCUGCACGAAUCGUUACAUUUUUGCUGCUGUGUCCCUUGUUAUUAAAGGACCACUCUAGGCACCCAGACCACUUCAGCUUAAUGAAGUGGUCUGGGUGCCAGGUCCUUCUAGGGUUAACCCAUUUUUUCAUAAUUAUAGCAGUUUCAGAGAAACUGCUAUAAUUAUGAAUGGGUUAAGCCUUCCCCCUAAUCCUCUAGUGGCUGUCUCAUUGACAGCCACUAGAGGCGCUUGCGUGCUUCUCACUGUAAUUUUCACAGUGAGAGCACGCCAGCGUCCAUAGGAAAGCAUUGUAAAUGCUUUCCUAUGAGACCGGCUGAAUGCGCGCGCAGCUCUUGCCGCGCGUGCGCAUUCAGCCGGCGGGGCGUAACGGAGGCGGAGAGGAGGAGGAGAGCUCUCCGCCCAGCGCGCUGGAAAAAGGUACGUUUUUACCCCUUUCUCCCUUCCAGAGCCGGGCGGAAGGGGGACCCUGAGGGUGGGGGCACCCUCAGGGCACUAUAGUGCCAGGAAAACGAGUAUGUUUUCCUGGCACUAUAGUGGUCCUUUAAUGCACAUUGCACGUUUGUGAAAAUCACUGACGAUUACUUUGUUUGGUAAAUUGCUUGUUCUCUGCCCUGUUUGUGCUUUUGCAGUUUUUGUUUUUUAUAUCUUGUAUCUUGUAAUGAAGGUGCAUAAGUGGUGAAUUUUAGUGUGAUAACACGAGUGCGCUCAUAUUCACAGCACUAUAACAUUUAGCAGCAUGGGUGCUAUGCAAAGGGACAAAUCUACCCGUGAAGGGAUCCUGAGGUUCAGCCCUUAAAGCCCUCCCGCUCAGCACCUCCAAUGUCUUGAAAAGCAAAACAUUCAGUUUGAUUAUUGUGUUGUGCCACUUUAUAGUCAUAUAUUAAGAAAAAUCAGACUCAUCUUUUAUACUGCAUUCUAAAUUCUAAACUAAAUGAGCAAACAGAAGACCACACAUAAGAAAAACAUGCAUUCAAAAUUAUGCAUUUUUUUUUAUUGCAGUUUAUCUUUGUAAAACCUCCCUUUCCUUCAGACUUACUGUGGCUGUCCAAUAUUUAUGCAGCCUAAUAAGAAGUCAUUUUAAUGUAAGGAUUUCGGUGUAGAGAUACUUGGCUCUUUUAUUUGACAAUCUAAAACAAUGUUUACAUUUCUAGCAAAAACACGCCCCUGGCAGACAGCCACUAGAGGCCUUUACUCCUUAACACUCCGAGUAGCAGAGCUACUAGAGUUCCUGUAGUGUCCCUACAUUCCCCACAAUGUGAACUACUGAGAAAAUGCAGUGUUUACAUUGCAUUUUUCGGGACACCUCUAGAAGCUGAAACUCAGACAUCUACUAGAAGCACUUCCUUUCAUGGCCCUGCAAUCUUUGAAGAUGCCAAACACAACACUAGGAGAUGAAGAUUGGUGCAGUACAAUGAUUGCUGUGCAUGUAGUAACCCCAAUGCUUUUUUUAUGGUUGGGAGACUGAUGCAGUGUGGGAUAAAAACUGAGUAAAUCUUAUUGAUUGAACUUUUCAGGGGGGAGCAAUAAUGUUAAUAGUUAGAAAAAUUAACAUUAGAAAUACAUGUUUGUAUUUCUAACAUUACAGUGUUUCUUUAAGAUCCUUCUAUACCUCUAUCUUCAUAGUAAAAAGCAUCUGAUGACACAGAGAUCAUUGAUCGAUGAUCUUGCAAAAGACGUAUUACGCUGCGGUUUGGACAUGUAUUCCUGACCCUAUAGAGUUAAAAACACUAUCUAGCCCCCCUGAUUCCCCCUAAAUAUACUAAAACCUUACCUUUAUUCCAGUCUGCUGGUGCUGGCUCUGCUCCUGAUCUGCCUCCUUGGCUUACAUAAUCAGACGUGAUGAUCCCAGCCAAUCACAAUGCUUUCCCAUGAACUCAGGCAAUUGGACGGGCCAGGGGCAGAGCCAAACGCCAUCCUGGCCAACCAGCAUCUCCUCAUAGAGAUGCAUUAAAUAAAUGUAAUACUAAGAGGAAAGUUCAGUGUCUCCAUGAAGCAGGUGGAUACACUGAAUGUUGUGUGCAGUACUGCCCCAUGAAGCACCUCUAGUAGCCAUCUGAUGAGUGGCCACACGGAUGUCCCUAGGCUGUAAUGUAAACACUGACUUUUUGGCAGUGUUUACUGCAAAAAGCCUGCAGGGACUGAUUGUACUCACCAGAACAAUUACAUCAAGCUGUAGUUGUUCUGGUGACUAUAGUGUCCAUUUAGGUGGUUAACAGGUUACUCCAACCAUCAUAACCACUACCAUGGGCGUAGGAACCCCCAAAAAUCUGGGGGGGAUAGCAUUUUUACUCACCGGGUAUAUUCUUAUUCCGUAAACUAUGAGUUGUUUAUCCCAUUGCAGCGCUACGGAAUUUGCAGUUGCUAUAUAAAUGAUUAAAUAAUAACUUUAAAGGGUCACUACAGGAAAGGGAUUUUACUUACCUGGAUACAGCGCCGGGAUUCUCCUGAUGCUGCGCCCCCUAUUUCGUCAAAAUAAUGAAAUAGGAGGGUGCGAGCAGGGAGCAAUAGAACGCUUCUGGUGCGCAUGCGCAGCUCUGCCGCACAUGCGCAGAUACUUCAUAGGGCGGCAUUCAUGUCUCCACUAGGAAGCACCUCUAGUGGCCAUCUGAGGGUCCACUGGAGGUAUUCCUCAUCAGUAAUGUAAAUACUGCCUUUUUACGAAAUGGCUGUGCUUACAUUAAAAAGCCUGCAAAGACAUGCUAUAGACACCAGAACUACUACGUUUAGCUGUUGUGGUUCUGGUGACUAUAGUGUCCCUUGAAUAUAGAGAGGAAAAAAGAAUCAUCACAAAUGUAAGAAAUAAAAUGUCUGUAUCAUUAUUCUAAAAAUUAUUUUAAAAAAAUAAAAAAUAUGCACAUUCCUAGCUUAAUUUUUAGCACGACAUAUGACACAAACAUUUUGUACUUUGCAGAUUACUUUUUAUAUUUUUUAUACAUAUACAGAUUGUGUAAUACUGCCCCUGACUUAGGGUGACCACAUUUCCUAACUGCCAUUCAGUGACACUUUCAGAAAUGCAUUCCAUACAUUUUACUACCCGUCUCUACCCCUUCCAUUUAUAUUAGAACCCCUUUCCAUGUAAAUUAGAGAUUAGUGCCACGAAUAAUAUGCUAGAUUGCCUACUUACAACCAGAUGAGGAUGAUGAUGGGCUCUAGCUGCAGUCUGGCUCCACUGGUCUGGUGUAGAACAGGCUCUCUAGAGGCUGUUUGUAACUGUGGUCACAAAAAUCAAUGUUCUGGGAGAACGGGAAGCAGCUCCAUUUUUUGGGGGCCCUUUACACAGCUCAAGGUCUGGGUCCCAGGGUCCACCUUCAUGUUCCACCAAUGAGUUUGUUCACAGGGGGUGGAGUGUGUAGGGGAUGUCCUGAUAUGUGUGUAAGGAAUGCAUUGUGUGAAUCUGUGUUUGUAUGUGUAAGGGCUGCAAGGUGUGUUUCUGUGUAUGUACGGGAUGCAGUGUGUGCGUCUGUAAGGGGUGCAUUUAGUGUGUGUAAGGAAUGCAUUGUGUGUUUCUGUGUAAGGUUUGCAUGAUUGUGCGAUUGUGUGUGUGUGUGAUGGAUGUCAAUCUCUCCCCCUCCCUCCCUCCCUCGUUACUCUUUCUCCCCCUCCCUCGUCACUCUCUCUCCCCCUCCCUCACUUGUCACUCUUUCUCCCCCUCCCUCUCGUCACUCUUUCCCCCCUCCCUUGUCACUGACUACUCUCAGCCAAUGUCUGUCAUCCAGUGCUGUAAAAGUUGCACAUAAUUGACAUUGGCCAACCCUGAACUCUAGUUCCGCGCUGGCUGAUGACACCUGUAUUACAACUCCGGCAGCAGAGUGGUUAAUCUCUGUAUUUGCAGCGUUUUGCUUUAAAACUCUGCACAUACAGAUUACAGGCAUCAUAACCACUUUAAAUUAUUUAAGUGGUCAUGGUACUUGGAGUGAUCUUUUAGAAUACUAAGCCUAAAGCCCAACCUACUAAGGAAAAUGCCUGACUUUAAAAAAGUUUGUGUUUCUUAUAUUUAUAAUAGGUAGCUAAAUCAAUGGCUCACUAAUUUUAAAGGGACUUAAAUCAUGGAUGACAAGAUUCUCUACUAAUAAUUAAAAAGUUAGUUUAAUCCAUACAUGAUGUCCAUUUAUGGCAGCCAUCUUGGAUGGGGCAGAUGCAGUUAUUUAUGUUUUAAUAUAUAUAUAUAUUUGUUGGAACACGUAACAGUGUAUGGAUUAAAUUAUCACUCUAAUGACAGGGAAAGCAUCUCACAAGAAACAGCGAGCACACUCUGUGCUUUUACCAUCUUUGUUAUAUCCCUAUUGAGCAAAUAAAAGUUUAUCCAUUUGAUUUAAAUUAACUUUUUAAAGCAUUUGAUAGCACAAUUUACAAAUUAAACUAGUAGUGCUGCAAAAUAGGUAUCUUACCAUACUUCUAAACAUAUCCACUUGAUCUAUAAAAAGCUUGCAGGAUUAGCGGGUCAUUGUGGAAUUUAAAUUUUAGGUGGUUAAAAUGUAGUUUCUCUUGUAAUUUGCAGGAGAGUUAAUUGCAAGUUUAGCUCACACCCGAGCAGGCAUUCCUGAAGCAAUAACCACACUUGGAACUGUGGAGAGCCUUUGCAAACUUUUAAACUCAGAAGAGGAGGAGGUAAGGAAGAUAAAGUAUUGACAACUAUAUGCAAUAUCUUGGUCAGAAGACGUACUGAUCUGGCUAUGUUCUUAUGCUUUACGCUUGUUUGAGUAAAUUCUUCAUUACUUACGAGUGUGUUUCUUCAGUUUGCACCUCUUCAGUAACUUUUUUUCUUAGCUUGCCCCAUGCAAGCUCACUGGCACAAUCUUAUACAAAAUGUAUUUUUUUCAAGCAAAGAAGGGACACUAUGGCAGUCACUAAAACAACUUUAGCUUAAUGAAAGUUUCUGUGUAUAGAUCAUGCCUUUGACGUUUCACUGUUCAAUUUUCUGCCAUUUAGGAGUUAAAUCACUUUUGUUUCUGUUUAUGCAGCCCUAACCACACAUCCCCUGGCUGUGACUGAGACAGCCUACAUGAAAAAAAAAUUGUUUCACCUUCAAUCAUAUGUCACUUACUUUAAAAGUUUUUAUUUCCUGCUCUGUAAAUUGAACUUUAAUCACAUUCAGGAGGCUCCUGCAGAGUCUAGCAAGCUAUUGACAGAGCAGAAUAAUUUGCAAUAAAGGAAGUGUAAACUUUAGAUGACUUUUUACAGGAAGUGUUUAAGAAGGCUGUGGAAGUCACAUGCAAGGAGGUGUGACUAGAGCUGCAUAACAAAGUGAUUUAACUCCUAAAUGGCAGAGAAUUGAACAGUGAUACUACUUGGGCUUGAUCUAUAUACCAAAAGUGAUUCAUUAAGCUGUGACUAUACUGUCCCUUUAAAUCGUCACAGCAACUAUAAUGUAUUUAUUUGUAAUUCAGCCUUGUUUCUCUGCAUCACUUAGUGAUAUAUUUUCUUAUUUCAUAAAGGUUCGUAUAUCUAGUGCAAAUGCAUUGGGGUAUUUGACCUUCAAUCGGACUGCAUAUCGCCAUCUGCUAGUGGAAUGUAGGAACAAACCAAACCUGUAUAACGUACUGAUUGGUAACCUUAGCAAAGAUGCCAAAAUCUCCUAUCAAUUUACAGAGGAAUUUACAAUGCAACAACAUAUAGGAUUGCCCUCACUCAGGUAUGGUGUAAUACAUGAGAGCAAAGUGUUUUAGCGUAAUUACUAAUCUAAAUGAUAAAUAAUUCUAUUUACAGUGACAGCCCAGCUCCCAAGCCAGUGCUAGCCAUUUACAUCACAUAAAAAUGUUACUGGCAUAUCUGUGAAAAAAAUGCUGAUAUGUGUAGUUAGAACACAUACAUUAUAGCUGCUCGUGAAAAAAAAAAAUGGCAUCAUAUACAAAAUUUCCAGCUAGUGGCCCACCCUUAAUUUGCCCAGAAGUUUCCUAGAACUGGCUUUUUUUCCCAAAAGUUGGCCACCACACAUAGGUGGUACAAACCUGGAUUGGACAAGAGCUGAAAAGCUGAAAAUCGAGUUCAGAACACAGAAUGCAAAAUAUUUGUUCAAAUGGCUGAAAGUAUAUUGUAGUGUGUCUUUAAUAGGUGUUCUAAUACAUUCUAAUAAGAAUAUCACUUAUAUUCUAUGCUGUAAUUAACAUAUGUGAAUGUUUCUUCUCCAUAGCUUAGUUAUAAAUGGGGGACCUCCUGUGAAUCCUUCAUCGUGGAAAGGUAAAAUCACCAUAAUUUGUUCCUUAUUCUGUUCAGAGGUAAAAAAACAAGAUCAACAAUACCUGCAGUUGCUAUAUGUAAUAUAUAUAUUUAUUACAAAAGAGCUUUACGGAGUAAUAUAGAAACCAAUGGCAAUGUGUCCUAUUUUGUGAAUUUCUCUCAAUUAUUUCACAGUAUUUCCACUUUAAAGCAAUAUAUAUAUAUAUAUAUAUAUAUAUAUAUAUAUAUAUAUAUAUAGCCUUAUGAGGUUUAGUGCAAACAUUCAGCAUGUCCUUGGACACCAUAUCAACUGCAGUAUGUGAAUGAGAUUUAGAUAUUUAUAAGCAUAGUUUGCAAUGACAAUUAAAAACCAAAUGGCCCAUCUAGUCUGCCUGUUUAACAGAACCUAAGCCAGAAUUGCAGGAUAAUAAAUGUGUGAGGUCGGGAGUAAUUAUUUGCAAGAAUUAGUCAUUCGAAUUACUAACUGGAUUUUCUUACUUGACAUUUUUAAAAGAAAUUCUAUAAUUACAAUAUACAUAGCAAAUGGCACAAUUGGAAAUCUAAUCUUUGAAGAAGGGUAUCUGCAAUCUUGGGAGCCACAUAUUAAAAUGGAAAUGAAUGAGGGCUUAUAAUAUCAGAACGCAGGUCAUGCAGUUCAAGGCAUGAGCCAAGAAAGAGAAUGUGCCAAUUGAGCUGUGUAAUAAUAGAUUAAAAGGUUAUGGAGGCCCAAGCCGUCCACUGUUGAUCUUUAAAGUAAACAUUGUGCCAUAUUUAGGAAUCAGCCGCAGUUGAAAGACCCUCCAAUACUUUCUAAGUCAGUUAGAGGGGUAGAGUUUAAAAUAAAUACAAUAACCUAGGAAGGAUAUUCAUCUUAACACCGUGACUGCUAACUUUCCCGGAGAUUGCGCAUCUCAAAGUUCAUGUAGACAAAAUCUGUCAAGCUCCACCAUCAAAUAUGCACACAUGUAGUUAUAGUAUUGUGGAGCUAAUUGAACCAGAGAUGUAACAUUGACAAAUGAUUAAUUAUUCAGAGGCAUGGUCCCAGACUAGCCUAAAAAAAUGGAAAUCUGGCAACAGCAUGAAUUUAAUAAAUUGAAACAAGUGUGAAAUGGAAUCAAGCAAAUUACACAGUGAGCCACAAUAUAUUAUGCAUAAGUAGAGAUUUAUUUCCAUCUUUAGUUAAGUCUCCAGUUCUGCUUCAUUAAGCAUUAAACAGAUAUUCCAGGAAGAUGGCAAGGUGUAGUGAAAUAACAGGCACCCAAGCCAGUGGCGUACACACAAUCCAUGGGGCCCUGGUGCGAAACUGAUCUGUGGGGCCCCCCUCCAACCCCCCCCCCCUUCCCUGACCAUCCCCUCUCUACCCCCGACACAUACAUACAGACACAAACUACCACCCCGACAGACACAUACAUGCAAAGACACACACAUACAUACAGAGACACAGUGUAGCGGAGAGGCAGUAUAAUCUACAGUAUCUCCAAGGGUAGACAAGUACAGCAUACAGAAAUCCAGGUAGCGUGAUAAUAAUCCCAUUCACCCAAGAACUAGACAACACAUAGUCUGGGAGUCAACUGAGCUUUUAUUCACAGGUUACAGUAUUUAUGCGGUUCCCCAUGCAAGGAGUUUCCAAAGUGACCUUGCAUGGGUUGUCCAGUAGUGGACUUCUUGGGGGACUUAGCUUACAGGCUGAUUUCCCAUCAUGCACUGCUGUACUAGAGAGAUAAUCACCCCAGAAUGCACUGUUAGUUGAAUUAUCUCUCCAUACAGCAGAAUAUGACUUUACCGAAAAAUACAUAACUUCAACACCAUUCGUUACAUAUAACCGAAUGACACCUUGUUAAUUGGUGGGAUCUCACCAUCUGGUGAAAUACCGCUCAGAUCCCUGCACAAUUAACCGAACGCCAUACGAAAUAUAGUUUAAUAUGAACACACAUGGAAAUGCACGAAUGGACUGGUUAUAUGAAAAUACCGAAAUAAUUAUUCUCCCUAACGGUAUGGAAGUCCAGCGGUGUUUGUGACGUCGAGUAACCGAUUUUAGUUCCAGGCACUCGACGACCAAACACCGCUGGGCUGAAGUGAUCAAAGAUGGCCGCCGCCGCGUGUUCGGUACACGAACGGCAAUCACCUGGAAACCUAUUAACAAGUGGUGGAUACAUUGUUGCCAGAAUUAAUGGGAGACACACGACCCUAUUUGUGUGGUCUCCCAUUCGGUACUUUGUUCGUUUCACGAACAGAGUUGAAAUACACUGUUCGUGAAAAUGCCAUAUGAAUGCUGGCGGUUUUCGUGCCGCCAGCAUACGAAUGCUAUCUAGUACAUUGUAACGGAUCACCUGGCACCCCGACUGGGUACCUCCGUUGAAAGAUGCUCCUAGCGCUUCCAGAGGACUCCAAGCACUCCACCAGACACCAUAAGCACCGCAGGCUGCAGCUAUCUCCCUUCAGAACGAAGCAGGAACAAGCUCUUACAAGAGCUCAGUGAUUAUAGCAAGGGAAUAUGCCUAGCAUAGCAAUCCCUUGUAGCAGAUUCCCCCAAUAAGAGACAGGACUCAAGUUGAGGGUAAAAAUAGAACUCAGGUGCUGGCACACCCAGCCUGGUUUUUAUUACAGUCUUGCAAAUACAGGACCGCCCACAGGGAGGUAUAAAACAACCAAUCACAUCACAGUUACAUCCCACAUAUUCCCUCCCCUUAUCCUGAGAGGAAACUCAAUUAUACAUACAGUUAAAACAUACUUUCUACCCAACUUUCAUAACUCUAAAACCAUACAUCACAUUCACAUAAAAUUACAUAUUCACAAUCAAUCCAUUCAGGGGAACAACAUAUUCAAAAAUGGCACAAAUCAGACAAGGGGUUCAAAAGUUAGUAAAAAGUCCUUUGUGACUAAAUGAAGCAUGGCUUUCUGGCCCAAACCAGUUUCAGAGUCUUCUAUCCUGGAGAUAAGUAAUUCAAUUAUCUCCCAGGACAGACACAAGACUCCAUUAAGCACAUGGUUGCAAAAAGACACAAAACACUUUAAAAUACAUAAAGUCACCUUUUACACAUAACACACAGACAUUUCACAUAUCCCCAGAUAGCUGGGAUCUGAGUGCACAUUAUUAGAUGAAUGGCACUCAGAUCACACAAAUAAGCCUUUCUGCAGGGGAAAUAAACGGUUUAACCUGCAGGGCCAUAGUCCAAAGGGAGCAGGCGAGCAACCAGGCUUCUCCAGUUCACAGUGGCGAGGUUGGUUUCGCCACACUUCUCCCCUUUACCAACUAGACUAACAGGGUAUCUGACCUCCUGCCGGUCAGUGCCCUGGUUAGUCCAGCAACCCACCCACAAAACAGAAACAGCAGUACAGCCCACCCACAAUAACUGGUUACUACACCUGGGUAGAGGAGAACUUUGUCCAUGUCCAGGUGCCUCACCACGACUGUGUGGGCAACUGUUAGGCUGCCUUGGUGGGUUGCUGAGUGGGCAGAGACCAGCGGUACUCUGCCCUGAUGCCAGUGCUACCACGGAAGUAGCCUGGUGGGAGCCUGGUUGUGGGAGGGAGAGACCGACUGUCUCCCCUCUGGAUACACCGCUCUGUGGCUGGGGAACAGGACCGACUGUCCCUACCCCUUGUGCUGUAAGUGCAGAGACUACAGUCCCAUUUGCACUGUUGGGGGGUGUAACAUCUCCCCUUGCUGGGUUAGGCUGCCGCUGGAGAGAGGGUGUAACAAGCUCCUCUCUCUGAACUGUAAACUGCCGCUGGGGAGAAGGGGUAUCAGGCUCCUCUCCCUGACACUCUCUCUGCUGGUGGAGAGGGGGACCAGCUGUCUCCCCUUUCAUUAUUUUGUCCUGUGGUUGGGGUGCGAGACUGACGGUCUCUGCUCCCUGCAGGACACUCUGCCGCUGGGGAGGAAGGACGGCACCUUCAGCUCCCUGGGGUACACACUGCCGCUGGGGAGGAAGGACUGCACCUUCAGCUCCCUGGGAUACACACUGCCGCUGGGGAGGAAGGACUGAACCUUCAGCUCCCUGGGAUACACACUGCCGCUGGGGAGGAAGGACUGCACCUUCAGCUCCCUGGGUACACACUGCCGCUGGGGAGGAAGGACUGCACCUUCAGCUCCCUGGGAUACACACUGCCGCUGGGGAGGAAGGACGGCACCUUCAGCUCCCUGGGGUACACACUGCCGCUGGGGAGGAAGGACGGCACCUUCAGCUCCCUGGGGUACACACUGCCGCUGGGGAGGAAGGACGCACCUUCAGCUCCCUGGGGUACACACUGCCGCUGGGGAGGAAGGACGCACCUUCAGCUCCCUGGGGUACACACACUGCCGCUGGGGAGGAAGGACGCACCUCAGCUCCCUGGGUACACACUGCCGCUGGGGAGGAAGGACACCUUCAGCUCCCUGGGGUACACACUUCCGCUGGGAGUGAAGUACUGCACCUCAGCCCCCUGGGACACACACUGAGCUGGGAGGGACCUGCACCCCAGCUCCCCUGAUACUGCAGGAAGGACGGCACCUUCAGCUCCCUGGGAUACACACUGCCGCUGGGGAGGAAGGACUGCACCUUCAGCUCCCUGGGAUACACACUGCCGCUGGGGAGGAAGGACUGCACCUUCAGCUCCCUGGGAUACACACUGCCGCUGGGGAGGAAGGACUGCACCUUCUGCUCCCUGGGAUACACACUGCCGCUGGGGAGGAAGGACGGUACCUUCAGCUCCCUGGGAUACACACUGCCGCUGGGGAGGAAGGACGGCACCUUCAGCUCCCUGGGAUACACACUGCCGCUGGGGAGGAAGGACGGCACCUUCUGCUCCCUGGGGUACACCUAUGAGUCCCCGUAACGCACUCUGCCUCCGGAUAGGGCGGCUGAUACCUUUGGCUGGAUCUGCCAUGAACUCCAGGUACUCGUCUACCUGGCUCCUUACGAACUGCACGUAUUUCUCCGGGGGGUUGGGUCCAAAGAAAGCCAGCCGCAUGGUAAACUCUCUGUCAUACUGCUCCUGAGUGUAGCUGGGUGCCAUGCUUGCGCUGCUGAAGUUAGUUCUUUUGUAGAUAGGGUCGCUGUACGGGUACUGGCGUUGCCCUCACUUUGUAAAUCCACGAACUGUGUCUCCGAGCUGCUUUACCUCGCACUAGGACGCCAUCCCACCGCUUGCCACCAAUGUAACGGAUCACCUGGCACCCCGACUGGGUACCUCCGUUGAAAGAUGCUCCUAGCGCUUCCAGAGGACUCCAAGCACUCCACCAGACACCAUAAGCACCGCAGGCUGCAGCUAUCUCCCUUCAGAACGAAGCAGGAACAAGCUCUUACAAGAGCUCAGUGAUUAUAGCAAGGGAAUAUGCCUAGCAUAGCAAUCCCUUGUAGCAGAUUCCCCCAAUAAGAGACAGGACUCAAGUUGAGGGUAAAAAUAGAACUCAGGUGCUGGCACACCCAGCCUGGUUUUUAUUACAGUCUUGCAAAUACAGGACCGCCCACAGGGAGGUAUAAAACAACCAAUCACAUCACAGUUACAUCCCACAUAUUCCCUCCCCUUAUCCUGAGAGGAAACUCAAUUACACAUACAGUUAAAACAUACUUUCUACCCAACUUUCAUAACUCUAAAACCAUACAUCACAUUCACAUAAAAUUACAUAUUCACAAUCAAUCCAUUCAGGGGAACAACAUAUUCAAAAAUGGCACAAAUCAGACAAGGGGUUCAAAAGUUAGUAAAAAGUCCUUUGUGACUAAAUGAAGCAUGGCUUUCUGGCCCAAACCAGUUUCAGAGUCUUCUAUCCUGGAGAUAAGUAAUUCAAUUAUCUCCCAGGACAGACACAAGACUCCAUUAAGCACAUGGUUGCAAAAAGACACAAAACACUUUAAAAUACAUAAAGUCACAUUUACACAUAACACACAGACAUUUCACAUAUCCCCAGAUAGCUGGGAUCUGAGUGCACAUUAUUAGAUGAAUGGCACUCAGAUCACACAAAUAAGCCUUUCUGCAGGGGAAAUAAACGGUUUAACCUGCAGGGCCAUAGUCCAAAGGGAGCAGGCGAGCAACCAGGCUUCUCCAGUUCACAGUGGCGAGGUUGGUUUCGCCACAUACAUACAAACCAGGAUAUAACAUACGGUUACACACAUAUCGCUUGGAGACAACCCUUACAUAUAACAUAGUCUUAAGUGGCCAGGUUUGCCACACACAGACACACACACACACAUACAUACACACAUACAGAGACACAGACACGCAUACAUACAGACACACACACACACAUACAUACAGAUACACAAACACACAUACAUACACACAUACAGAGACACAGACAUACAUACAUUGACACACACAUACAUUCACACAUACAGAGACACACACAUAUAUACAGAGACACAUACACACAUACAUACAGAUACACAGACAUACAGAGACACAGACACACAUGCAUAUAGAUACACACACACACACACAAAUACAUAAACACACACAGAGACACAAAAUGUUUCCUACUUUUUGUGACUUUCCCUGGGGUCCAGUGGUGGCUCAGCCUGAUGGGAGUCAGAGUUCCCACUCUGACUCCCUCCUCCUUUCUCCCGCGCAGGCUCUCUGUAUGCUGGGAGGAGUGACUGGGGAGUCACUUCCUCCCAGCAGUGAUGUCAUCACAGGGGGCCCGGUCACGCUGUUAAAGCGCCCAGCGCUGACCGGGCACCCUGACAAUCCAUGUCCAUCGGGUGGCCCUGACAGCAUGGGCCGCCCAAUGGACCUCUUAACAUGCGGCCCCGGCGGACCUCUUAGCAGCUGCGACCGCGGUAUGUAUGCCACUGACCCAAGUUAGGGCAAUAUAAUAUACACUGAUCAGCAACAACAUUAAAACCACUGACAGGUGAAGUAAAUAUCAUUGAUUAUAUUGUUACAAAGGCACCUGUCAAGGGAGGGAUAUAUUAGGCAGCACAUGAACAGUCAGUACUUGAAUUCAUGUGUUGGAAGCAGGAAAAAUGGUCAAGAAAAGAUCUGAGCGACUUUGAUAAGGGUCAAAUAGUGAUGGCUUCAAAAGGGCAAGACUUCUGGAGUGUUUCUGGUAUGCAGUGGUUAGUACCUACCAAAAGUGGGGCGAGGAAGGACAACCAGUGAACCGGUGUCAGGGUCAUGGGCACCCAAGGCUAAUUGAUGCACAUGGGAACAAAAUCUAGCCCGUCUGGCCCGAUCAUACAGAAGAUCUGUGUAGCCACGGACUGCUCAGAGUAUCCAUGAUACCAAAAGCACCUUUAAUGGGGACAUGAGCGUCAGCACUGGACCAUGGAGCAAUGGAAGAAGGUGGAUGGCCAGGGUGCAUGUGCGUUGUUUACCUGGGAAAGAGAUGGCAGCACGAUGCAUUAUGGAAAGAAGGCAGGUUGGCGGAGGUAUUAGUGUUAUGCACUGGGCAAUGUUCAGCUUCGACUAGUACCACCUACCUAGAGAUUGUUGCAGACUACCAAUGUUGUUGUCUGAUGGCAGUGGUCUCUUUCAGCAGGAUAAUGCACCAUGUCACAUUGCAAAAAAUGUUCAGAAAUGGUUUGUGGAACAUUCCAAAGAGUAAUUCCUUGGCCUCCAUAUUCCCCAGAUCUCAAUCCAAAUGAGCAUCUGUGGGACGUGCUAGAAAAACAAAUCCCUGGAGGCCUCACCUCGCUACUUAAAGAAUCUGCUACUAAUGUCUUGGCACCAGAUACCACAGGACACAUUCCGGAGUCUAUGCCUCUAUGCACCAAUGCUGUUUUUGCAGCACAAGCGGGACCUACACAAUAGUAGGCAGGUGGUCUUAAUGUUGUGGCUGAUCAUUGUGCAUAUAUGAUUUAGAAGAUAAAAUCCAAUAACAGGUUUUUACAAACAGAUUGAUAGUGUGUUGGACUUCACUGAGCAUGUGAUCCUUUACAAAGUAAAAUCUACAAGUAGUUUUGUAAAGAUAUAAUUUAAGUUAAAAUAGAAGCUGAGCAUGGCUCAGUAGAGGUUUGUGUAGCUUUUUUUGUGAAUACUGCAUUUAAAAGGUCUGUAUGACCUUGAAUGAACACCACUUUGGAUCGAACGAGUUGUGAAAUAAAAUUAAUUAGUACAAAACUAAUCCUAUACAUAGUGCUUGAGAGAGUGUUGUAAUAUAUAAUAUAAUCACAUUACCUUCUUUCCCAGGUUUACCAGAGCAUCCCAAAAGGGCAAAAUCACAUGUUCACUGGAGAGAAGAUUCACGCUCCAGAUCUGCAAUAUUUAGUUCAUCACAGAAACCUCACACAGCCAACGCACACAAUCGUACAGUUACUAGCUUACCUACAUCACGCAUUCCAGCCGCUACAAGACCAAAGACUGCACAUCUGGGGAACACAAAACCUUUUCAAACAAAGAAGAUACCAAGCAAAAUAGCAUAGUAUUGGUCAAUACAUAGAAGUAUUCCGCUUACUGUGAACAAUUCCAUCUGUAACAAUAUUUCCUAUAGCACAAGACAGUGCUUGAGGUCCAUCAUUUCAGUUUAUGGAAAGUCCCAACCUCACUGCUGUCUAUUAUUCCACAUAUGACUUUUUGCCUAAAAAAUUUACUGUAUUUUUCUAUUGUAAAUAUAUAUUUUUGAGACUAAAUGCUAAUUUACAAUCUGGAAAAGGGGACUUAUGUCAAGUGUAGGGUAAUUUACAAUGUGCUAACCAAAUUGAUGCUUAGUUUAAUGUUUACAGGGCCAUUAAAGUAAUCUAUUACCACUGACAUGAAUGAAUCUCAAUGAAGUGGUCUGGGAGCAGUGGACUUUUAAUUUUAACCCUGCAAUAUAAAGCAUUGCUGUUUUGUAGCUACACCAACGCUUACAUUGUAAGGUUAAAUACACCUUUCAUGGCUGUCUACCUGACCGCCACUAGAGGCGCUUCUGCUGCAAGAACCAAAUCAAACACAGUUCUCUCAGCUAACCAUCUCAUAGAAGAACACCAGUGCUAACUGUGCAAGUGCAUUUCAUUCCCAAUGCUCUUAUGAGGAGCACUGGAUUGGACGAAAGAAGCGUUCGCUGGAGGUGGAUCAAGCAGCUCCCAGGACUCCAUCUCAGAGCUAAAAAAAAAAAAAAAAAAAAAGGUAAGUAUUGUGUUUUUUUUAUUUUUUAUUGAGGAUGGGGGAGGGCGGGAGGCUGAAUCUAAUAAAGAACACUAUUGCGUUUGGAACACAGCUGCCACAGGAAAAGCACUGGCAUACUAUGCAAUUGAGAAAAGUUGCUUGAAGAACUUCCAGCUCCCCUAAUACAAUCUGAAUUUUUAGUAGGUUGCAAGGGCUCUGAUUUCAUAUGUGACUAUAACUUAUUUAACUUGUUAUGAUUACAUAGUUGCCCAUGUUAAACUAUGAC
Molecule: messenger RNA, 49760 nt
Organism: Pelobates cultripes (western spadefoot toad)
Lineage: Eukaryota; Metazoa; Chordata; Amphibia; Anura; Pelobatidae
Source: the annotation of a GenBank genome assembly